AUGAACGGGGCCCAGGUGAGCCCUGCUGCGUGAAGACGCAAGCUUUUUUUCCUGCUCGAGCGAACAUAAGCGAUGGCCUCUUCGUGUCCUCACAUCGAUUUUCUCUUUCAGGGGAGAAAAGGGAUAAAAGAUGGCGGCGCGCUCUUUUUUUCAUGCAUCAGCCAAGUCGGGCAUAAAAUAGUCCGUUUGGAUGGGUGAUCAUGAACUGGCAGCGGUGGGGAAGUUUACCGGAGCUAAAUGGAUGCCCUGACUGCACUUUUUAUCUGCCGUUACCGCUGUAAUUUAUGCUAAUAAUAUCCGCAGAUGAGAAAUGGGCCUCCUCCCGGUGUGUUUACGUCGCCCAUAUGACUCUGAGAAAACAGGAGUUAAAGCCCUGCGGGGGGGGAACCAGAUCUGCCCCUCGGGCUGAUUGGAAAAGGUGAUUCAUCUGAGGUUGUUCACAGUUUCACUGAGCUUUAGCUUUCAUUACAGGCACCGCUCGAGUAAAUGUAAAUGCUCUGAGGCCCUGUUUGUGCUCCGUUAUUCUCCUGCACCGCGUGCUCCCAUCUGCAGCUUUGUUUUGGUCUCAGUGAUUUGUCAAGUUUUCAUUUGUUCUUCUUCUACCUUUUCCAGGAAAGAGCUUCAAAUCUGCAGAUGUCUGGCCGAAAGAUGGAGAUGGAGCUGCUGAAGUGCAGCAUGGAUGAUUCACACCUCUUUGUGAGAUGAUGGUGAGUUCAGUAGGAGAUAAAACACGCAGGUUUCUCUACUUUGAGCUGCCCACACAACAUCCACCUGAAUUUACACCUCUGCGGUCUAUAAAUACAGAGAAGACAGAACUUCCUGUACUUGACCACAAAAAAAAAUCAUCCUCUAUAGUUUUGUGUUUUUCAUUUCUGAUUAAUGAGUGUAAAAGGACUUUUUCUGUAGAUCUACUUACCUGUUUUUUCUGAGCGUGUGUGUUUGGACUUGAGCUGGUUUUAAUGACCUUUGACCCUAAACCAACCACAGACAGUGAGUCAUAUCGGUGUUCCCUCCUCUUCCUCCCCUUUAACUCGUGACAGCAGACAGAGAGCUAGUUAAGAUCAUUUACAUCCUGGCCAUCAAGAGUUUGAGAUGGCUCAUUAGCCUCUAGCAUGUAGAUAAAGCUCCAAAUUGACAAGUGCAAAGUAUGGGCUGCUCCUUCAAUUUGGGGGAGAACAGGGAGGAGGAGGAGGUGAGAUUGAUGGUGCUACAACCUCUCCGCUCUGCAGCCGCUCCCCCAGAAGUGCUGUUGCUCUCUGCGAUUGUUCACCGACCGGGAGAGACCGCCACGGCCCGAUCCGAGCCUCAAACUGUAACGACUCUGUGAUUAAUGAACCUGUCAGAAAGUUGCGCCUCUCCCUCCUUUAUUUUUCUCUUUAUUUAACCCACAAUCACUUUUCUCCAAAAUGUUUAACCAAACUAAUUUAUUCUCAUUAUGCACACCGCCUACCUCGUGCACCCCCCACCCUCUCCGCUCUCCUUAAACCUUUUGGUGCAGAUUAACGUAACAAAAAGUCUAUUAAUUAAUGUUUUGUGGCUUUUAAUUUCUGCUGAGGAUGCCAGGAUAUGGAUGCAGCUGUCUGUCGAGGCCCGUCACCGCUGAACCCGUGCCAGGGAAGUGCAGAUGUAAUUCUGUUAUCUCUCGCUUAGUCGUUUACGCAAAUUAAUUUGAACAAUUAGCCUUCUACCGGCCCUUUCAUGAAUCAUGCAGGAGGAGCUGCCAAAAAAUUAAUACUCAGAGAUUCCAGUUCAGGAGGAGAAAGCUGCCAUCUUUGGGGAUGAAAUGAUACACCUGCUGUGGAGCGAAAUGACUCAGAUGAGGGGAUUAAAAAAAUCUCGACAGCUGGAUUGAUCCAAAUUUAAAGAUUCGGUCUCUUUAUGGCAGCGAGGGAGUUUAAAAUCACCUGUGAGCUUUAAUGACAUCAAGUUUGGUCUUUACAGAUACUGAAGCAGGUAAAUAGUCCAAUAAAUGAUCAGACAGCAAAUAUAAAAAACCCCAAAGUUUUCAUAAAACUAAUCAGAGGAGCUUCUUAGUCUGUUUUACGGUCCCAUGAUGGUCUUAAAACUUAAUGAACAGGUUUUUAAAAGGAAGAAGAGACGUGUUCAUUUGAAUUAGGAAGCAUCACCAGCUGAUAAAACCUCUGACAGGAUCAUAAAACAAACACAAGCGUUUCUGCACCGAGUCUAACAAGGAUCUGACCAAAUCUCAGGUUUCAAGAUCACGACAAAACGACCCAAAACAGAGGUCAGAGGUCAGAACCGGUCUGUCUGUGAAAUAUUACAACAUAGUUUUGUGCUGCAGAAAUGAUGUCGAGUCAAACAGACACCCCAUCUUCAUCCUGAGUCGACUGUUGGUUUUUAUGUUUGUCUUUUUGAGUGAACCCUGAAGUCUCUUAGUCCACGACCUUGUGGUGCCUUUUUUCCAGUUGAACACCCACCUGUACGAGUUUGUGACCAGUAAAGACCGUUUAUUCUGGAUCCAGUGAGUCUGGAGAGAGUCAAACUCAGACAGGAUCUCUCUGACAGGGCGGAUGAGGAAGAAACGAUCUCUAAGUUUGCUAAAGUCAGAAAAAGGGACUCACAGAUGCAUGUUCACUGUGGUGCUUUCCCUCUUUGAGGCAGCAGGGGGCGUCUUCUCUCUUCCUCAGAGCUUCUCCUGCCUCCACAUUCUCCUCCUGUCCUGGCAGCAGCAGAAACAGGCCUCUCUUGGACUUGUGCUGCAGUGAGUGUCAUUAAUGGCUGCCUUUCAAGCCGUCAGCCCUAACGAGCUGAUUGUGAACGGAAAUUGAGGUUCUGAAAUGUAACUGAAUAAGCAGAUUCUUGCUUUCACUCAAAGGAGGGAUGGAGUGGGGUGGGGGGGUUGAGACGACACCCGAGCGCUCUCCUCGUCUUCAUCUUGAAACACCGGGCUGACCACAUUUUUAAGAGAGAGCCCAUUAAGCCGGAGGAAGACAUGGUCAAUAAUGACAUGUAAUUUUGUGACAGUUAUGUGUUCUUACACAAAUGUAUGGGCCGGGCCUGCUCCCCUGUAAGUGCUCGCUAACUCGAUUGUGCUCGUGUUUAAUGUCCAUUAAGAGUUCAGACACGGUGACGGAGGAAUGUAACGGCGGCUUGUUGGUGUGUUUUUUUUUUUCAUCAACAUCUGGUGGUGUCAAAAACUUGAUUCUGAACUCUGCCUGUUGACACUGUGGCAUUUAAAGGGAUAUUUCACUACACCUGCAUCUAUCGUGACGAGUAUGACCUCUCUUUAAAAACCCUGAAAUGUCCCUUUAAAGUUCACCAAGAAUGACAGGUGCAGCUGAAAGGUGAAACACGUCAAACUUGAUCCAAAUCACACAGACUUCAUUUAUAGAGCAAUUUGAAACCCUGAUUAUACUGCAGCCACCCAGCAGGGGGAGCUCUAAAUGUUUUUGCUUCAUAACGUUCAUACAUGCGAGGAUAAAGCGUUGUAAAAUAUAGCUGUAGUUUUCUAGAAUAUCAGAACAGGCCAAAAAUAAAGGAGGGUUAAAAUACUGCAGAUAAGUAACAGUCAGACGAAAAUGAAGAGCGGCAUUUUCAGGUAAAUAAAGAGCAGGUAGGCCUCGCUGACACUCACUGGUGCAGGUGCAGGUGGAGCGCCUCUAACCGUAUCAUCAUCUCCUCAUUAACAUACACACCAGCGCACGGGCUCUUCUCAGCGACUGUAAUCACCUUAAUGCAAAAAGCUGAUGAAGUUGCCAAGGCGCCGAGUGCUCCGCCGCAGCCCCUCUUCUCUUUUUUUGUGAGUGUUUUUUUGUAAUGGCGCUGUCAUAACCGCUCUGCUCCGUCUGGGCCUAAGUGAAUCUGAGGCGCCAUCUUUUAAACGAGGCUAACAAAUGAACACGUUUUCCCCCCAUCAAACGGCUCGUGACAGUGAUGCAUGGGCUUCCAGAUGAGCUCUGAAAAACUGAUGGAUCUGCGACGGUACAAGCGCUUAGAUAAACUAAUGCAUGUAAUUACGUUUUCCAUUCCCUCUCCAUUGCAAGGCAUCUUAUUACAAUAUCAUUAGUUGAAAUGGCCGGCAAAAAAUUAUAUACUUUGCAAAUUUCUCUCCCUCUCUCUCUCUCUCUCUCAUUGUGUUUUUCUGUUCCAUGUGGGGUAAUUACUGGAAGUUGAUUUCUUUGACUGGAAUAAAAACGAAUUCAAUUUGUUUGCCUCUCGGAGAAGACAUUAUCAGGCCUCUCUGAGUAAGUGUUGGUAAUUGUUGGAAGUCUUAUUCACCGUCGUGGUGGAUAAGGAGGCCGUGGAGAUGGCUGGAGAUGCCCUGUGUGGGGUGAGACACAGACAGGAGAUAGGGGUGAGUGGGGUGAGAUUUAGGCCUGAGUCUUAUCUGCUUCUUAUAAUUGAUUCCAGUUUUUAUCUCACUCCCGCUCAGAUUUAGGUCAUACCACCCAAGUUUGGAAAGAAACCAAAGAAGGCCUGAGUGAAAACUUGGAGACGCCCUCACUUUUAAACAUUUUUAUCAAACCACGCUCACGAUUACAGCUGCAGCAUCUUUAGCUGCUAGUCACACUUCAAAUAAAGCCGUAUAAAUCCCCCUUGUUUUGCAGAAAGAGUGUUUACUGUUUGUUUUUCAUAUUAAUGUGUACACUCCUACUUUAAGUUCCAGUCCAAGCUGCAGAAAAUGUUGAUAUGUGCUCAGCAUCGCACCCUUUUUUUAUAGUAUCAGCGCUCACUUUACUCAGACCUCUCGUUUCAGCACAUGCACGGGUUUAUGUCGUCGUAGUUAGUUUAGAUGAAGCGUUAUCCUCAGUUUUUUCAGUCAGACAUGGUCCUCUCACACUGGAUUUUGUCUGAUACAUGCACCUUCGAUAAAUAGUUAAAAUGUAUGAAGAUUUAUCUUAUAUAUCCUCUUCUCUGUAGCAGAGAGUGUCAUGGGUGUGAACAGGCCCAAAAGCUGCUCCACCUGCACAGGUGAAUAUCAGAAUAGAUAGCAGCAUGUCGAACCUCUGUUUGUGAUAAGUAUCACCUGAUUCCUGCAAACAUACCAUGAUCCAGCUGCAGCAAAGACUGUGUGUUUGUGUGUUUGUGUGUUUGUGUGUAGCACAUUUAAGGGUGUUUAUGCACGCAUAUUGAAUCCUUCACCCCCUUGCUCUAGUAAACUCCCCCCCUCUUGUUGGAGUGUAACAGCUGCGUGUGUGUGAGAGUGGAGUGACUAUUUUUGCAUCCAUGUACAUAUGACAGUGUGUGUACUUGUUAGUGUCUGUAUGUUUAAACAUGCACAGUGCUCCUCUCUGAGUGUGUAACGCUCUUGCUCGGUGCUGCAGCUGUGCAGAGUCUCUCUCUCUCUCUCUCUCCUCGUGUGUGUGUGUGUGUGUGUGUGUGUGUGUGUGUGAUGUUGUGGAGGAGCAAGGGCUCAUGUUGGAGGCAGUAGUGGAGCUCAUUAGGGAGGUACCAGGGGAGCUCUGCUGCUGCAACCCCCAGCUCCCAGCGCUCCUCUCCGGGUCGGCCGCGCCGCCUGGCCGAGCCCUCAGCCGCAGCCCUUCAUCUGCACACAUCACACUGAAGGCUGUGAGCGGCACAGUGGCAGUAUGCUGUCAUAUGCUGGGUGACGGCUGCACUUCACACCAGCGACAGGCUCGUCUGUUGUGCAGAUUCUGACUGGGGUUUGUGCAGGAAUUCAGCAGAAAAAUCGAGUUUAUGCAAGAGGUUUUAUAAUGCACAUAAUAUUUAUUUAGGUGCAUCAAAAUGAUUGUAUUUAACCUUUCAGUUUUGAUUUCCAAAGAAAUCCAAAGAAAUGCAUCAUGAUCAUCCCAAAUACCUGAGCUGCAUUAGUACAGACCAGAAAAGGGCAGAAAAUCCUCAAAUUAAAGGGGCUGCACAUCUGAAUAUUUGACUGUCUUUCUGUUGACAGUGUGGAGGAGAGAAGAGACAGGGGUCGCCUUUCACAGCAUUUUUUAGAGAUGGAUUUAAAGCUGCACAUUUCUGGAAAAAAUCAGGUUGUAAAAGUUGAGUUCUGGGGAUUUCUGACUUCGAGGAACCUUAUUUGCGUGGACCACAGCUCCUGUCAUGAAUCAGAACAACUUCAGAUCUCAUCUGCUUCAUCUGAAACCGUCAUCUCUAAAGGGAAUCUUAGGUAGGGAGGCAACUGGAGACAAGUGAUUGUGCUCCUUUAGUGUUACCCUCUUCUGCAGAUCUCAUGAAAUAAACGAAAAAACUGAAUUAAAACAUGAACAGCUGCGUAGAAAUGUGCAGCUCUCAUUCUUCUAUCUCCCAUCGUUUUCUUCUUCAUCUGCAGAGCCAAUGCCGGAUACACAUCGUCAUUAUGCUGCCGUGAUGUCGUGCUGUAUUAUUGGCUGUAAAAAAACAUGAUGCAAAAACAAAAUACUUGGAUAUUAAUGAGCUCGUAACGUUAAAAAAAAAACCCAGUUUUCUUAUUUAUUUUUUUCUGCGUCAGAUUGUGAACAUUUGAGUAACGUGCUUUAAGAUUUGUGCAAAAAAAUGUGGAUUCUUUUUUAAGCAGGAAAAAUAUGAAAAUGUGAGACCUCUCUGUCAGGAUAAACAAAGCCUUUAUGAAUCAUCUCUAAGGUUUCUGAAAUAAUGAUUCAAAAGUUUAAACAGGCCUUUUCUUUAAAGAGUAUCUUUGAAUCUGCUUUAAAUUUAUUAACACAGCUUAACAAAUAAAAACGAGUGUGAGAUCACAGACUGAACGGGAAGCUCUGCCUCCCUCCCUCUCUUUGACAAAUGAGACUCUCAUUGGACAAUUAUCGUUUUCGGGAUCGCAAACGUGCGAACAGAAUUUGUCACUGUCACUUUGUGUGUUUAAGGGCAUAUUAAUCAAGUGAUUAAUUGCCACAUAUUACCCACCGAACGCGGCCUGUGUUCCCCAUUCAAGAGCUACUUUGCCUGUGAGCUGAUGGUUAAUGAUGACGUUUUGUUUGCAGAGGGCUGAAUGUGUUUGCUCAGUGUUUACCGGCAGGUCUGAGGGCACUGCCACAGAGAUUAUGACGUUUUUUUUGGUGCUUUAGGUGAACAAAGAUAUUUAUAAUUCCCAGAUUGUGUUUUAACAGUGCUCUCCCUCUCCCCCCAAUUAAUUCACAUUUUUAGUGUUUUCCACUUGUGCAGGAAUCAGGCCUUGUAGCUUACCUUUUGUUUCAGAUGCAUCUCUAUCUCUUUUCAGCUCAGUUGCUGCACAUUUAACACAUUUGCAGAAAACAUUCAGAUGCAUUUUGUCUCUUUUUCUUAAAAUCUCUAAUAUCCUGGUAUGUAUUUGUAGGCUGUAGUCCAUUAGAGGUUGUUUGUUGUUGUUUUCAGUGUGUAAAGCAGCAGUUUUGUGAAAUUUGAUCUAACUGUGAACCCGAAGUCCUUAAAUGUGAAUCUUUUAAUUAACUCUGUAAGUCGAGCUUUAAAUUAGCCAGGUCUAAAACCGUCUUGUUUUUACCUGUAACUGCAGCUGAACAUUUCUGCUCAAACAUUUUUGUGAAAUUAAUACAUGUGGAUUAAAAUCAAUGUCUUUACCUGCAAAAUCCAAUAUUUUUCAUGCCGAUAUCAGGUGUUCAUUUUAUUCUCCAGCAAGAAAGUAAAAUCCUUUAUAUCUCUGAUUAAAGAUUUAGAAAAAUGCAUAUCCCAAAAAAGUACUCACACACAUUUUUCUGCUGUUUCUCAGGCAUUAAAUAAAAGCACGAAGUAUUUUAAGAGUAAAAACCAACAAAGAAAAUCUGCCCGUUUACUCAGUUUGAUAUUAAACUCUACUUUACUUUAAAAAGCAGCUCAUGAAUCUCUUAAAAUUGCCCUCUGAAUCACGCCCGACCUCUGCAACAUGUGUAUUUUUCUUUAAUGAAAAAUAUAACAUCUCCCACAGCAUGGAAACGGUGCAUUUACAGACAUUUCUCUAGUUCUGGUGGAGUUUUGAAAAUGCACCAGUGCUCUAAUUAUACACUAGAGGGAGCUAAGCUAAUAUGUGAUGUGAGCGUGUGCAGCAGACCCCCUCUCUCUCUCUCUCUCUCGGUCUCUCUCUCUCUCCACACAUAUGUCAACACACACACUCUUCAGUUUUUCUGCUCCAGUUCAAAAAACAAUCCUAAUUGGGCCUUUUUCGCUCUCCUCCAACUCUGCGGAGAAAGCUCACGUACGUCUUCUCUCAACCUCCACUCUUAGAUGCACAAUUUAGUUUUGACAAAUGUGAUGUUUCAGUUAAAUUCUUAAUGGUGCUACAGGACUGUGCAGCCAGACAUCAAAAGGCAUACAUUAAUACAUAGGGCUCAUGUUAUUUCUUGUUCUGUUUAGUCUCCCGGGGAGAGGAAUCCUCCGUGUUGAAGUCGAAGAGAUCCUCCUGUUUUUUCUUCUUCCCCGCCGCUAAUAAACCCUGAUAUUUCUUUUCCUAAAGGUAAAGCACCUCGGCACGCAAAUGAGCAGGAAAAAUGAGGGAUCUGAAAACGAGGGGGCCGAGCCGGAUGAUCCGCCAACGUUAAGAGUCGAGCUUUGAAGAAAAUUCCAUCAAAGGAAAAACAAUAAGUGAAGUGCUGUGUGUGUGUGUGUGUGUGUGUGAGUGUGUGUGUGUGUGUGUGUGUGUGUGUGUAAAGCCGGUGUUAAAUACCUCGCGUUGUUCAGAAAUGCUUAAAAUCUCAAUUGGCUCCGUUAACUGGCAUCUGGAGAACAAUGAGUUGAAUCUGUUAGGGGUUUAUAAAAGGCUUUUAGUGUUUCUGUCUACUUCCAUAUGCUGUUUGCAUCUCCAUGUUAGGCUGCUGCACACCUGGUUUCCUCCCCGCUGAGGCUGCGCGCAGAACGUAACAGGAGAAAGUGCGUUUGAGUUUGGUUUCUGCUAUUGGAGCAGCGCUGUGUGGCGAGCUUGAGUUUGGCGUGAUUGACAGUUUCAGGAGAGGAAACAGCCUCUAAAGAUGGAGGUCUAAUUCUCUGACUGAGACGUAUUUGUACAAAUUUAUUAGACUUUGCUGCGACAGUAAAAGGUUAAACCUUUAGAAACAUGAACUGUGGUUGACAUGACAUUUAGAGAGGCUACAAGCUGAGCUGCCACCAAAAAAUGUAAGCUCAGGCGUUAGGUUAAUAUUUCUUCAAUUUUCAUGAUCAGAGAUUUUAUCUUAAAGCUGCAAAUGUGUCCUCGACUCAGGAAAAUCAACACUUAAUGAAGUCUAAAAAUCAGGACGUGAAGAUGGGCUGUGAGCUGAGCUGCCAUGACAGAUGCUAACUGAAGUGUCCUUAAGAUUCAAAGAGUUACAAAACUGUCGUUGUUUCCUCCCCCCAAAAAAACAAAAGUGAUGUCUAAACUCAGGUAGAAUAUUUAAUAAAGCUGUUUCAAAUUUUAAAAAAAUCUGGACGUGAGGAUGGGCUGUGAGCUGAGCUGCCAUGACAGAUGCUUACUGAAGCGUCCUUUAGAUUUAAAGAGUUACAAAACUGUCGGUGUUUCAUCCCCCCAAAACAAAAACCAUCUAAAAAAUAAUAAAAUGGUUUGGGAAAAAAAAAAAAAAAGGGAUGUCAGGAUGGGCUGUGAGCUGAGCUGCCAUCAUGGGUGUGAGGAUAGGUUUCCUUUAGACUUAAUGAGGAUUUCUUCUCUUAUAAAUACAGCCUCAGUUAUUAUCAAAACUCUUAAUAACCCUGUAUUGGGCAAAUUUAAAGGAAACUUCUGUAUUUUAUGAAAUAGGGGCUGCAGGCUGAGCUGCUGGGAACCUUAAUUCCUGAUGUCAUGCAUUGAAAUGUUACAGUUAAGGAUGACCAAGUUCUCCCAGUCCUGUGUUGAUUUGCUCCCUGUAAGAUAUUUAAUUUUCCUCAUUUUUAAAGCAGUUUGGACAUUAAUUGUUAACCUCCUGCUGAAAACACAAACUUGAAGCUUCAACGUCUCGUGAUAAAACGUCUCUCUUCAGUAAAAUCUGUUUGCAUGAUUCCAGUCAUCAGCUCUGCAGAGAGAGAGAGCAGAAAAAAGCUUCCUGCCUCUUGUUUAGCAGAUGUGUGGAGGAGCUGAAGACAUGUUGGUUUCUGACAUUUUCCCCAACCUGCUGUGACACAAAUAGACUCACUGUCACAUGAUGUAUAGUCAACGAUACAUCAGGGAGCAGGGAGAGCGCUCCUCGGCAGAGAGGAGCAGGAGGCUUUCGUAAGGCUGAGUGAGAAAUUUAUAGGUGUGUUAUCAUCUUUUCUGGCAGCAAAACUCUCUUUAGAAACCAGUUUUUACUUUGAUUUAUUCAGGUUUCUUUAGAAAAAGAGGAAAACAGGAGAAAACAAAAGAAAAGCAUGUUUUUUGUUCUCUGCAGCUCUGAUAAAGAUGAAAUCAUCCUGAAUUUUACAUAUUUAGAUAUUUAUAAGUCAUUUUAACCCCUAAAUUCCCUUCUCAUUUAAAAAAAUGAAUUAUUUUUUGUGCUGCGAUUGAACUCGAUCAGAUUUUGGGAAUAAAUGAAGAAUUUACCAAAAAUGUUCCAAGGUGAAACAUCAUAUUUAUCUGAAGAAAGGAGGUUUUGUUAUUUAAUUGUGAAAAUGAUGACAUUUAGACAGUUUAGAUGUGUCUGUUAUUUUAAUGGCUGCAGGUUAUUUUAACACUCGCUGCAUUGGCAGCUGUUGUGGCUGUUAAUUCAUUAUUUACAUAUAAUUGAGGAAAACUCUAAAGAUAAUGUGAAAACAGGUUUAUUUGUUAAUAAUCUGCAGAUAAGAGCUCUAAACUAUUUAGUUUCUAUUAUUUUCUGCAUGAGAUUAAAAACUGAAUCUCUUUUGAAUUUUAUAAGACAAAAAUAUCAAAAAUAUGAACCUUGUUAACACAAAAAUAACCAUUGUAAAGAUGAAAGUUUGAUGUAUUUUCAGCGCUGGAACACUUAAACAAAAAAACAAACAAAAAUCAAAAAUCUAUGCAGAGGUUUUUAGCUGAAUGUCUUUGUGUUUCAGGGAGAAUAUUCUCAUUAUUUAUGAGAGCACAAUGCAGACGUCUUUUUAAAAAUGUAUGAAUAUAGAAAUAUAAAGAUGAUUUUGAGCUGUUGAAUUACUCCCUCUGACGUCUUUGUGUCUCUUGUUUUCCAGGUCUUGAGCUCGUUUCUGCUCGAUCAGCUGUCGUUGGAGGUAAAAAAAAGCCCGUCCUCGUCAGGAUCAUCUCCCUCCGCGGAGGUCAGCACCAUCCUGGAGGCCACAUCACCUCCUCCGCACCUCACAGUCGUCUCUCCAGCGAGCCUGCCAGCUGUCCUAAGCAUCUCUUAACCAGGUGAGACACAGACAACCUCCCCUUUCACCCUCUACAUCUCUCCCCUGACAGGAAAGAGAGUUUGUGUGUUAUCCCCCGAUCGUGUUUGGCAUUUUCGCUGUGAAAUCUCAGACCUCACCGCGGCGCCGCGGGCCGUUUUCCGUCAGGUCUGAGACACGGCGGACGUUGACGGGGCCAGGUAGAGGUGGACCUGUCAGCGCUGAUUUGUCGGGCCUUCACUCAGAGGUAGAGCUGCAGUUUCAAUGAAGUCUGCUCUCACUCAGACGCACGUUCACGGCCAUUUGUCUCCGCCGCGCUGUCCAAACAAAGACAGAGUCUCCCGAAGAGGUCGUUUACCGCUGUCGAGGUGCAUCACCUUCAGGAGAAAAAUGACUCGGGGUGAGGGCGCAGAGCCCAACUGCCUUUUCAGCGUGUUGAGAAAUGAGUGGGAUCAUUUCAGCUGCAAAAUCCUGUCCAACGUUCGCUUGACUGUAGGAGCAUCAUCGAGGAUCUAUUAAACAAAUAUCUAUUCUUCAUGAAACCACCACGAACGAGCAGGGAGUUAAACCUCUCCUUUAACGGAAAGAAACACUGAGCAGGACCAGAUUCAUCGGUGCACAAAUGUCUGCAUCAACCAGGUUAAUAGAAAAAUGUAGAAGAGAAGAAAAGAUCUGCAGAUUUUGAUUCAACUUUCCUCCAAAUUCUCUGAAAAUCAACAUAAAAAAUAUUCCGAAUUUUUAUGUUUACAUUUAACAUGGUCUUCAGGUGAUAUACUUCAGAGAAAUUCUGCACAUUUAUUAGAUUGAUUACGGCCUGCAAUAUUUCAUUUGGUGUCAUGGCAGAAAUAAAACCUUUUUCAGUCGUUCUGAUUGUUUUAGAUGCAGAAUUAUAUUUACAAAUUUAGUCCAAUAACAGUGAAAUCAGAAUAAAAUCACAGUAAAUCUUCAAAGUUGGAGAAUAUCUGUCCUGUUCUUAGUCAAAAAAAGGUCGCUCCUGCAGCUUCCAGAUGUCUGAUUUGUGAGUUUUUGGAUUGUUGUCUGUUUUUAUCAUUUAAUUCUGCAGGUUUGCUCUCGUCACUCUUAUUCUGGUCCAACUGUGUCCUCUGCAGACACUUUUCUGUGCAUUCAGUCUUUGAUUCUGCAACUGCUCCAUAAAUUCAACAUUCACUUUAUAAAUGACAAGUGGAAUAAUAAGGACUUCCUGCAUAACUUCCUGGAAAGCCUUCGACUCCUGCUGGUUUGAGGAAAAAGCGAGACCCCCCUCCAGCUUCUGUAAAACAGCGCCGACUUUUUCAUGUUCAGUGUUUUCAUUUUACAAUUCGAGUUCAGCGAUUUAAAGCUACGCUCAGCAGCUUUGCAUGUUUGCAGCAGCUGUAAGAGGUCUUUAAAAAAUGUGAAGUUAAAACACCAGAGACGCUGUUUGGUGGUGUUUACCAAAAACAGCUGAUCUGUGUAUCUUUGCACUCAAAGCAGCCAACGAGAAGAGUUUAUUUUGGACGGAGGUCGUAUAUUUUAAUGUUUGGGUUGCUCUCAAAGUUGUGAUUGGAGUCCGUACUUGACUUGGGAAAAUAAUUCGGGCAAACAGGGUGAAUCUGCAGGAUCUCGUGGGAAUGUGAAGCUCUUCUGUUACAGCAUCACUUGAAAGCAAAAUAAAUGUUUUACACGUGAGACAUGUUGAGAAACAAAUGUCUCUGCUGCGUUUUUUCAGCGCUGGCGACUCCGGUUUCUCGCUGUAACCUUUUUUAGCCCGUCUCUCUCCCCUCUCCUGCGCCCGAUUUCCCCAAAGUGCGGUGUUUUAUGUGUGCUUUUCUUUGGAACUGCGAGGUCGAGAGCGUCCGAGAGAGAGACGUGGGAGAAUGAAAUGAGGUGGCUGUUUAUUCUCCUCGCCAAAGCCACAUACCUUUUUAGAGUGGCUUUGGAGCGCGGCCUAAAACAACACCAGAGGCCAUGUACACAAAUUACACGUCUCGUACUGAGGAAAAAGAGAGACAGGAGGAUGGGAGAGUGUAGCUCCCUGCAAAAAAUAGAAGAGUUUAUCCAAAAUAUACUCUUUUGGAGCCGUUUAGGGAUCCACAACUUCUUUAACAGAUUAUAAAACCCACUAAAUUAGCUUUUUUCCUUCUUCAAAACCUCUUUUCACGUCUAUUUUCAUCCCGUCUUCAUGCAGAGUUCAUGCAGAGGGCACCUUAGAUUAUACAACAUCACUUUAAGAGCUCAUGUUUCAUCUUACAGAGGAAACCAGCGCUGACUAUGAUAGAUUACACUGAGUAAGAAUUGUCCUAAUUGAAAUGAAUAUCAUAAUUUUUCUCUCCUGGUAUUUUUCUUGUCUGCCCUCGAAACCAGACAAAUACGAGCAGAGCCACAUCGUGUUCACACUGCAGCAGUAAUAACAGAGGUAUUAGUGAUAAAUGCUACACCCGAGUGGAGGUUCUGGGAUCUCAGGGGGGAAAUAACAGCCAGCUGAAAUGAUGGGGAGAGCCGAUCCAACAGAAAUAUUUAGAAAAAUUAACUCCGAGUUUCAACCUUUAAACACUUAUUAACCCUUUCAUGCUCGAGUCAUUAAAUCACAUUAGUGAUGUUUACCUUCAAAACCCGGAAACGAGUAAACCUCGCCAAAGACAUCUUCUUUAAAUAUAGAGAGGGCAACAUGACCGAGCGCUGCAGCGACGCCGAGGAACAACAGAGCGGGCCGCCUCGUAAAUAUAGACCUUAAAUAACGAAGCUAAAUCCAGAGAGAGCGGCGUGUUCAUGUGACAUUAAAGUAUCUGAAUGUAAAUUUUAGUGAGUUCAGGUCAUCUGGACAGAAACAGAAAUAAACUCUAUAAAAAUAUUUCUCCAAGUCAAAUAAAAAACAAAAAUAUUUCAGGAGAAGCAAAAAAACACCAAAGUAUGACAACAAAACAGAUUUUGCACUUAUAUUUUUGCUCGAUGAAACAUUUCUACGUGUGUUUUGUGAUAAGCUCUUUUGCAGUUAACCUUCAGGGCCACCGUAGCGUCACAGCGGCACGUUAAGAGGUUUUUAGUUUCAACUCGGGGUGAACAGUGACGAGGAUGGCUGUUGGCAUUAACGGUAUAUCCUCUGUAGACCAGAGUCUCAUUUCAGUCCAGUCUGGGCGGUCUGCGCAGACUAUAAAAGUCUUAAAAGGAUGCAAAAAGGAAGCUGAAUGAGAGAGAGUUGUAGAAGAUAAUAAGAAUUGGUGCUAAUACUUUGCACAUGCACCCCCUAACAGUCAGGAGGAGGUACUGCACCUUAAAUGGUUAAAAUUUUGAGUCCUCUCUCUUCAUAACACCCGGUUUUUGUCUCCUUAAAUGUCCCCCCGUCUGUCAAGUCAACACAGAGACAUCCUGACUGUUUUUACCGUCUCUGAGCUCCGUGCGUUUUCCUCUGCAGCCUCGUUUUUAAUUUCAUGUCUGGCUUAUUAUUAACCAGCUUUUCUCAGCACUUUAUCUCUGCUGCUGCCCCCAAAAAUGUCUUCUUAUUAUUAUUAUUCUUAAUAUUGUGACCGGUUCUUAUUUACUGGAGUAACCUCAGGAAAAGUAACAACUCCUGGAGUGUUUACCCACAUUAAUCUGCUGUGUGAGCCCUGAUCCGGCCUCUCUCCCCUCCCUACAUGUGACUGAGUGCCUGGACCCUGAUGGGGGCAGGAAGGGGUCAGCGUGUAGCAGGAAAUGGGGGUUCCUCUGCGCCAAAAUGAUGAUGACCAGCGGCCUGGAAAGCGUACACACAUCCAUCAUGACAGUCCCUAUCUCUGACGGGCGUGAAUCGAUGUCCACAGUGUGUGAGCAGGAGUGUAGUUUGUGUUUUGAGGUUUUUCGAGGUGUAAUUACAGACUUUAAAUUUCCACUGCAGGGAGAGAAAGGAGAGGUUUGUGUUUGGUUAUUGUGUGUGAAAAGGUAGCUCAUGGUUCCUCGGAGAGAUGAGACCCAAUAUUCCCUGUGUGUACUGUUGUGUGUGUGUGGAGGCUCAGUAUUGUUUGGCAGUCAAACAUGACAUUAGUGGUGCUGCGGGCUUUGACACACCCCAGCUGCACUUUGUGUGAGAACGCAGGUUUGUGACUAUUUUGGAUUUUCCGUCCAGUCUGCGGCGAGCUGAGGCGUAAUCACACAGCCGUAGCAGAGCCCCGGUUAUUUAUUCUUCUCCCUGACAAACACACACACUCAGGAAUAUUCAAAGUUAGAAGAUGAAACACGGAGCUACAAGAACAACAAGAGGAGGGAGAGAAAAAAAACACACACACACACAUGCACAAGUGCCCAAAGGCCGUGCAGAGGCGGCCACAGCUGCCGGCUGGUCGAGCAGGCUGGCUGCUCCCAGGCUGUGCAGAUGUUAGGACCCUGAAGCACAUUAACGUACCUCUUAACCCCCCACCCCCACCCUGAUUCAGCUCCCAUCAUGCUCACACAGCCGUCUGGAAAGGAUGCACAUUCACAUAUGUACACACAUGUACACACACACACACACACACCAUCUCUGCUGCUGGAUAAGAGAGGAAUGUGAGUGAUUCUGAAGAUGCUUGACGCAACUCUGCAAGUUCAGCCUCACCGUUUCUCCCCGAACAGACACAAGCUCUGGUUUGUGCAGAAAGUCCGACCCUGAUGUAGAGCCGAUCGAACCGUUAAUGAGGACACAGUCAGCUGACAGAGUUUUCCUGUUUAUUGUUGCAAAAAGGCGAUUAAACUCCAACCACAAUAAUGUGCACGGAGGGUAAGGUAUGCAUGCAAUUAAGAGCGACGGGUCAUUUUAAGGAAGCGCUUCCUGCUGUGUACAUUUAAGAAAAGUGCGAGGAUGCACAGCAGACACAGUGAAGCGCAUGUUUCCCAUGUGUUGUGAGGAGGCAGAAGUCAGCCAGAUGAUCUCAGGGCUGUGUGUGCGCGAGUGUAUUACACAUUACAUCUUCUGCAAAGUCACCACUAGAUCUCAGGACCAAAAGCACCAACCAGCGGAUGGAUCUAAGGCUGAUGAAGCACCGCCAUGGUUUCUAUGAUGGAGAGCAUCAGCCGAAGUGUCCUGAAAGUUUAGUUUGUGCAGAGGUCACACGUUUACAGCCAGGGAAGUAUGUAAAUGUCUUUCUGAACUAGACGGCGGAGGCGACUCAGCCUGCAGAAGAAAAACUGUGUCUGCCCAAACGGGGCGUGAUGCAGAGGCAAAGCACCAGGGCGGGCAAACAGCCAUGAAAUCCCUGAUGCUUCCUGCCAGCGUGGAGAUAGGCCCCGCCAACUGUCCAAAUCCAGAGCGAGUCCUCGUUCCUCCAAACCGCUAAAGCCUCUCCCAAUGUCAAGUGGCAUUUAUUAAAUACACAGAGAGGAGGAUGUUUUCAUGCGAGUGUCCCCGGUGAUCUGUGUGGUCCAAGCCCCAGUGCCAAACCCGUCUUUCUCCUCCAUCUUAGCCGCUUCUUCUCGCCGGUUUUUGACGCCGGUCCAGAUUUGGGGGUAAUCCCUCUCAGGCCUGCAGGAGUCUCAGGUACACCUUGCGAGCGAACAAAUGUUUGAUAAGACACGUGGUUGACGGGGAACAAUAAAUAAGCCAUCAGAAGAAGAGAGAAAACCUCCGGGAGAUCCAUUCAAGUCCUCCAAAGAGACGUUUCAUGCCACACUCGGAGGACUUGAGAGGAUUUGGGCGCAGAUUUGUUCUUUUCCCUUCGUCUUUUGUGUUUUGGCGAGGGGGGUAGAGUAGGGUGGCAUCCUCCACACCCGCCCAGUGGAAUCAUGGGUGGUAAAUCUUUCUCUGCCGGAAACACAGCAGUCAAAAAGGAGUCCCUGUCUCCUCAGGGGCCUCAGAUUAUUUCUGUUUUCUACAUGUUACGGCCCUCUGAAGUCGCCGGAUCUUAUUUUUCUGUUCCGCCGCAAUCUGCCCGCGCAGAUGAUACCGGCUACAGACCCCGAGUCAACCGCUUAUUGUUCAUCUUGGCUACAGCUGUCCGGCAAUCCCAAGAACAUGGGAGUUCAUAUCCAAGGAUAAUCUGUUUUCAUGUUUAAUGCCGUGUCUCGGGUGGAUGUGAGCUUUUUUUGGUCGAAGAAUAGAAGUGGUAGAAAAAAACGAGAGAGGGGAGGAAGGGGAAACCAGCUUUGGAAAACACCAGCUCCUAAUCCUUGGGUGACCACUGGCGAGGCCCAGAUGAGCGUGGACUGGAAUAGUUUUCAAACUAGCGAGGCCGUCCUUUUGUCUUUUCAACGAGCCGCAGCACAUCAAGCAGAGCCGGGGACGAGGCGGGGCGACAUGAGAAGCUCCAUUUAUCAGUUCACAGUUUCAGAGGAUAUUGCAAAUCAAUUUAUUAGAUUAUGAGGCCUGCUUUGAGCUCUGCUUUUUCUCCCCCCUCCCCGCUCCUCCAUCCUCUGCCUUCAAACGUAAUAUUAAGAAAAAACUCUAUUUCCAGAUUAUAGAGCACUUUAUCGCAGAACAAGGAAGUAUAAAUUCUGGCCCAGACAUCCUAAAUCCUAUUUUCUCUCUCUUUGGUUUUACAGUAACGUGGAUUCAUCUUCUCAAGGACGUCGGUCUAAUAGAGUCUGUUGUGCUUUAGUCUGCAGCGACCACUUUAACCUCACAGACACGGAUUCCUGUAAAAACACAAACUAAUCACUGAACACUUAAAUCUGUAGUAUAGAAAUUACACAGGACUGUAUGCUUUUAUUACAUUAGAGCGUACAGGAGCAUCAAUGACUUUAAAACCUUUAAAAACAGCAGGAUGAGUCUGCAGAUACUUUAAUUUGUCAUCAAUAAUCUGAAAUAUGCAAAUGAACGCUGAUGCUUUUUGUGAUGCAUGUUGCAGCAACUUUACUCAAGAAUUUUGAUGUUAUUUUUUCCCUCAUUUGUGGAAACCCGACUCCUAUGUCAUUAUUUCUUCUUCUAACCUGGUCUUGGGACUUUUGUAUUUAUUCAGAGUCUCUCAGGAGAAUCGCUUUGGCUCCAAGUGUGGAUUCAGGGCGAUGAGUUUGGAGAAUUUUCAAGACAGCGAUGAGAAAAAAAAGUUUUUCAGGAGAUUUAGACAGAGACAAAACAUUCAAUUAUUUUUUCUUACAAUUGAAUUUUUUCUCUCUUUGAAUUGGAGUUAGAUUUAUAUAAUAUCCUGCUCUGUUUUUUUUUUCUCAUUCUUCCUUUUAAAACUUUAAAUUGUUAAUUUUAAUGUUGCAACUCAAAGAAUUUUAAUCCUUCAAAGUUUCUUCUACCGAGUUUUCUGACAAACUUCCUCCAAAACGUCUUUUUUAGCUGCAUCCAACUUUCUCUAUAAGGAUGGACAUUUUAAAGACACUUGGGGAACCAGACUUGGCUCCUAGUCCUCCGUUGGUGACGGUCUGUGCGGCGGCGGUGGCGGCGGCCCACGUCAAGUAUAAAGUGUAAUAACACGAGUCCAUAAUUAAUCUUGCAGCGAGUGAUCCAAUUAUCCAAUUGAAGCUGCAGUUUGUGAACGCUGCUCUUGUUAUGUUGGAGAUAAAGCUCGGACUUCUGCAACACCAAUGAGACUUUUUCUGAAAUAGCAUUAUCCGUGUUUGGAGACACUCUCUGAACGAGGGAGGAUUUUUCUCUCUGCGUGUUUCAAAGCAUAAAAAACAUAAUUCACACUGGUAAUCAGCGCCUCUCGAGUUGGGAUGACUUAGGAUAAAACCCUGGAGGGGAGACACCCCCCCUCUUUUUUUGGAUCACCAUUCAUCUAAUACUGGGAUUAAUGGGAGUGAUGGUUUGUGUGCCAGACUGUUUGUAGUGUGAUGUUCCUCAGAGUCCAGUCAGUGAUUUAUGAAUUUAACUAAAGAGCAGAGAAGUUAGUUACAGGUACGACUGUGUUAAAGCCCCUUUUAUUCCUCUGGAGUUCAGCUGUUUCAGUCAUUAAAAAACACAUUUCUCUUGUUUUAUUUAAUUAUUUAAAAUCACUAAUGCAAAAGUAGAAAAUACACCAAAGGUCAGGCUGUAAAGUUUCACUGAAGCGUAGACGUAUGAAGUGUAGAUUUUUGAUUUUGAAUCAUUUUACAAUGAAAUUCAAACCUUUUAUUAUUUUAGUUUUCAUCACAAAACAAGCAAGAAAAAAUAUAGUUUAUAGAAAAAGCAUGUAAUUUAGACCAUUUUUCUGCACCAUAAAAAAGGAUUUACACUUUAAAUAAAAAACAGGAGACCGUUUUUUCUUUUGGUGCAUCAUACUUUUAGAAAUAUGUCAGUUUUAAAAGCAGAAUAAGACAGAGAAGUGCCCAAAAAUAACUAAAAUUUAACUAAUUUAUGCAAAUCUGUGCAAGACAGUUGUGCAAAUUGUGAAUUAUACUGCAAGAGUUGUGAGUUCAUGACAAAGUUAUGUAAAAAUUUAAAUGUUUUGCACAUAAAUAAGUCAAAAGAUAGAGUUAAACACAUUUUCUUGCUCCUACUGUAGGUCAUGUGAUUUUGGGGGAAAUAAAUUUACGCUGCAUGCUUGGUUUGCCAUUAAACUUAGAUUUUAUGAAUUUAAAUUUUUAACUGUGUCUGAACUCGAUUGUUAGAUAUCUUUGAUUUUAAACUGAGCAAAUACAACCAAACAAAAUGAACUGAAUUGCAAAUGCACAAUCAGUGUGUUUUAGCUGCUCGUACGGAGGUCCACAAGGCUCCACAUUAGGGCCCAUCUUAUUCAGCUUUUUCAUGAGCGAUUAACAGGAUGUAAAAGUUCAGUCGUGUGCAGAUUAAACGGCUUUGUCUGCAAAUCCUGCAGCAUCAUCUGCAGAGACAUUUUCAGUUUAUCUUUGGUGAUAAGAUUUUAGUGUAGAUCAUAAUAUUAAACAUUUAAAUUCUGUUUUUCUCCCUAACUACAGAUAAAAUUUAGAUUUUUAAUUAAUGCAUGCUGCUGAAAAUAUUAAUUUGUAAAUUUAACCAAAGGUGUGAAAAUAGUGUGUAAAUCUCGCACCAAUCAGGAUCUUGCACGUUCAGUUCACGACCUCCUCACCUCACAACCUUCCACAGACCGCUCCUCAUGACCGUGCAGGGUCUGCACUUUAGCUCUCUGAACCACAGCCCAGCGUCUCUGAGUGUCUGCUGGUUUGUGUGUACCUGUCACUCUUUAUCCUAUUAAACCCCAAAGACCUGCAGAAGAGAGACAGUCCCCUGCUGCUUCUGUUUAUCCAAAACACUUCUGCUAAUGGACUGAGACUCGAAUCAAAUCUGACCCCGAGAAUGAGAGUGAGCAUUACCAAAAACAAUACCACAAUCCUCUCUCGCUAAUUUGCAGCACAAAGCCGGUUUCCAUUUGGUGAAAUCUUUUUAUUUUGAGGAAAGACGAGGGCGAAACAAAAACUCAAAUUACAGGAUGUCAGAAUUUUAAGGUGGAGUUUAAUGAUACAGACAUGAGGAUACCUACGUUAGAUUUUUGCAUCUUUACUCUAAAUCCUCAAACAGAAGAUUCAUUUUAGAUUAGCUCCAUGUUUCUGACAGAUCCCUCUUCAGUUUGAGUUUUUUUUGUGUGUCUGCUCCAAAAAUAGUCAGACUCUGUUUUUUUUUACUUUACAUAUUUAACCUGCCGUGACUCUAUCUGCAGAAUUCUGUGGACUCUCUGCAGCACACGUUAUCUCUGGAGCAUUUGUUUGCAGAGCUCUGCUAUAAAACCAGAUCUUGCACCUUUUCUGACUGAAUGUGUUGUUGCUGCAAAAUUAUUGCAAAUAAUGCAUGAAUGAAGAAAGCACAGCUGUAGAGUAUGACUUUAUAUGUGAUUAUUAUACAGAAGCUGCAAAUUUUAGCUUUAGAUUUGGUAAAUUUGUGCACUCCUCACUUGUUUUCAUCUCCUCCUCAUGUUUUCUUUUUAUCCUUUGCAGUGAAGGUGUCAAAUUUAUAAUUAUCAGUCAUCGAGCGGUGAUAUUAUUCAGCGUUUAGAUGAUUUUACAGACGGACUACUUCAUUUAAACUGAUGCAGAAGUUCACUGCAUCACUUUCUGUUUUUAUUUCCAGUCUGUCAGUCUGAAAUAACCUCAAAUAAAGCUCCUGGGAGUGCAUCCAAAACCCAAACAUGUCCUUUAAACUCUUGACUGUCCACCUUAAGGGGAAGAGUAGAGAGAAAAAAACAGGAGAAGAAGAAGAAGGAGGAGGAGGGGAGCAGAGAGGAGAGUAAAAACAAAAAAAGGAAUCAGAGCUGUUGAAAAGGACGUUAUUAGCUUGGUCGCGGUCGGAGCCCAUUUGCGUCCAUUUGCAUCUGUGCUGAAACCUGCAGCUGAGAGCAUCUCGGCAAUGCGUAAUGACCGGUUGUCACAACAACACGGGAGGUGGCCCCGCCGGCAAAAUGACGGCCCUGUCACUCCUCCGCUGAGACGAAACGCUGGCAACCUGUAAUUCCCCUCGCAGCGCUGCUUCCUUCCUGCCCGCCGCCUGGUUAAAUGGCACUUUUGAAGGAAGUAAAUCUACAAAGUUGUGUUUAAUAGCGAUGCCAGAGCCAAAUGUUUGACGGGGUGAGGUGUGUUUGCAGGGGGGGCGUGGAGCGAGAGGCUCACGGGGUUAAGAGGGAUUUGUCAUUUGUUUGUGCUCGCAGGCCUUAAUCUGUUCAUUGAAACGGCCCAUCUUUUCAGCUAGCCUCGCUCAAAGUAAAUGAAAGACAAUUACAGAGCGCCGAGAAGGCAAGGUGGGACGCCGCCAGCUCAGUGAGGAGGAGAUAUCAGUGCUGGAUCCCCUCUGAUCCUGGACUCUAAUGUUCUCUGAGUUAUUUCUUCAUGAACUGCUCGGUCUGUUUAGUCCAAGUGUUCCUUUACGGCUGAAAAUGCUGCAGAGAAAACUUCCUGUUCUCGUGUUUUGACUGAAAUAAAAGCUGAUCUGAAUGUGUGGAGAGCGGGCUGUGACGGAGGGCGGAGCAGAGACACACGGAGAGCUGGUCUAUGCUUCUGUUACAGGUUUGCACAGUUGAAAUGAUGCAGACUGCAGUCCCUGUGAUUGGUUUGACCUGCAGCAGACAUUUCGAACAUUUCGUCCCCCGUCGACUUAAACCGCCAGGCUAACCCGAGCAUGUGGUUCUGACUGGUCAUACGGUCGGUACCUGGUCCAGGUGGGUGUCACUCCUCCUCUCUCCCUUAAUUUCCUGAUUGGUUGGGAUGCAAAGUGACGAUAACUGCUUUAUCUUCAUCGUAUCAGCGCUUUAACCUUUCUUUAGCGCUCUGAAGUAGCAGCGUCCUCCUUCUGUCGUCUUCUCGGAGGCCUUACAGAGGCCCUUAUCCUCCUGCAGUCCUCCACUUCCUUCCUCCUCCUCCGUGUACAUCAUGUGAGGACGUCGAACAUAUUUCACACAGAUGAGCCGCUCAGCAGGGAGCCGCAGAUCUGCAGCUCGGUCGUGAUCUACCGAACUCUUCCUCCCCGUUUUCCUCACUCUUUGUUUACUCUCACACUGAGUUAGUGAUGGGCGCCGCCGCCGCCACCGCAGCCCCUCCUCCCCCUUCCUCCUCCUCCUCCUCCUUUUCCCCCUCCUCCCUUGCUUCCCCACCCACCCACCCACCACCUCAUUACCUCCUCUACCUGAUGGGCCCACUCCUCUUCUCCUCCCUCUCCACUUUUUAUUUAUAUAUUUAUCUAUUCUAGCCCGGCUUUGCGGGUUACCGUUUUUAAUAUCAUCGGUGAAACAUGAUUAUUACCUCUUAAUGCCGAAAUUACGGGGGCAUUCUUUUUGUCAUCCUCGCCGUUGCAUUUUUCCCGCGUAGCACCCCGUGGCAGGAACAUCUUUAUCUCCCCAUGUGCUCCUAGUUUUAAAACCUUUACCCCCGCUGUUUGAAAAAUAUUUCUCAUUUUCCUCCCCCAUGGCGUGGAGAAAUCCCCAUAGGCGAACCAUUAGUGAUCUUUCUGCCUUUCCCAAACACUUAUUACUAUCACCCGCACUCCUUGAGCUGCCUCAUUGGCUUUUGGUAAAUUAUGCAAAUAAGGUGAUGUUCGAACAUAUAGUUUUGCUGUUUUUCUGCAACUGCGCAAGUUUGCACAGCCUUCCACCGAGCAGCCGCGGCACCAUUAAAGUGACUGAGCACGUCAGCAAGAUUUAUGCAUCAGUGACAAAUUAUAAUGCUCUGUCGCUAAUUUCCCCGCUGCUUCUUCUUCCUCGCACAGGUUUAGUUAUGUGUUUGCCUUUUGGGGAGGCCUUCGGUUGUGAGUUUUAGUGUUUUUUCUGUUUUUUUUUUCUCCUUGCAUAUCAAUGUGUCACUUGAAUUCACAUCUGCAGAGACAGGAGGCUGCAACCCAAGCGCGUCAGCUCGAGUGUUUGACUCAUUACAGACGAGAGAAAGUCUAUUCUGGAGUUUCACUUUUCUUUUAGAGAUUGUUAGAGUGACUUUGACGCUGCAGAUGGACGGACGGGGAGGGGAAGAUGGAUAAAAAACAUGCAAAUUAACAUUUAAUGCGUGAAAUAUGACAUUUUAAAGCAGGAAUAUGAAGAAAACAGGGGUGUUUUUUUACGUCGUCUGGUUAAAAGGUUGUUAAACAGCGCCGUAUAGUCGAGUAUUUUAUUUUGCUGACAUCAGAAAUCUCAGACAAAGACUGCAGAUGAAAUCCGACUCUGAUUUCAUUUGUUUGCAUGUGUAGAAAAAAGGUUUUGAGGAAGAGUGCGUGCAGCUGAGGUCUUCUUAAAAACUCUAAAUUUGAUCGUAUCAUCACGCAGCAUUUCUUAUCGUUGUUUCAGAUCACGCCGUCAUGAUUUCAGCGCUCAGCUUCACCGCAGUGAUGUGCUGAGAUCUUUCCACCAAGUAGGGGUGUCCCCUCUCUCCACCGAUGGCGUCUCUCCAAACGUUUCCUGAUAAGCUUCUCGAUCCCGCUCUGUAUUUUCAGCGGCGACGUCACGUUUCUGUCCGAACACCAAAGACGGUCUAACUCAGUCAAACUGCAGUUCUGACUUCUGGGUAACGAGCGUGUUUGUCUGAGAGCUCUCUGAAUGUCAGCGGACGUCUGCCUUCAACUUCCCAUGAAGAAGAAAACGAUAAGCAGGGAGCCGGUUGGAGACGCUCGGUCGGCGCAGUACAUUGUGAUAAUGACAUUUGGGGAGGGAUAGUGUUGCAAAGCUGUUAAGCUCUUUCAUUGCACCAAGAAGAUUAGUCGACGAGAUGGGGCUGAAUGACAGCGAAGGUAGCGUCCCCAGCCUCGCCUGCCGAGGACUUGGCAUGCAGAGGUCCGUUAAAAGCCAAGCGCUUACUUUACACCGAGGACCAAUUGUCCUUCACUCGCAAAGUAUCACAAACCCCCACAAAGCAAGGGCACGCUGUUGUUUGUGAGGCUUUCAUGUCCACGGAUUUACCGCCGAUUUCUACUUCUGCGCUCGUUUUUUACCUUUUUAUUUUCGCUCUUCCUUCUCUGCUGCGGGUGACUUUCAGCAAAUGAUCUGCCUCUGCAAAGCUCCUGUUUUCCCAUCAUGCCCCAGCACAGAGGUUUUUCACACAUCCAGAGUCUGCUGAGGCCUGUCUGUAUUUAGUUUAUCUACUCACCCAACCCACGCUCAAACCCCCAUUGGUCGCAAAGUCGCCACAUUAGGCCUUGUUUGACCGCACCAAAGCAAGACGCGGGAACUCUGGACAGCUUGUCCUAUUAUCUGGGACAGCGGCCUGCCAUGCCUUUAACUCUUUGUCACAUUGCCUAUUCCCAUUAUAAGCCUUUGGGGAGCAGGGGGCCGCCCGCCUGCAUCCUAAGUGUAUGUGUGUAUACAUCAACGCCUGUGCUGGUCGGCGGUUUUAACCCGACUUUCCCCACAGGCUCCUGGAAACACUUUGUCCAUCUCUUGAUGCUCUCUCUCUCCACCCACGCAGGAGUCAUUUUUAUUUAUUAUCUCCUCUGACAGCAGAGGGAAUGACGGGGAGUCGGAGAAAGUGUUUUGUCAGUUCUUAAGUGUCUGACAAUCCGAAUGAAGUUUAGCAUGUGAAGAACAAGAGGACGUCCCCAUUUUUUAUUUAUUUAGCCGCUGAUGGAAAGACGGGGACGGGCCGCAGAGAGAUGGAAAUGACAGACGGUCGCUGAAGCCACCAGUGAAUUAAAGAAGUCUCCUCUCUGUCAUGGAGGAAGGCUGGAUGCUGUGGCGUUAGGUGGGGAGGUAAGGGAGGGGGGUGGGGACUGAGCGUGCUGACCUCCAGCUCGUGCCCCUGCCGGUUCCCCCCGGUGGCUGCAGCCCUGAUGAAACACGCAGGCUGCCGGAGGAGUGACAGGAAGUCCUCUCAGGAGGGGAUCGGACUCAAACAUGGCGGCUCCUGGACUGUCAGCUCCUCCUCUCCUCUUCUCCCUGAUCUUUUCAUCAAUUUCUCAAAUCAGGGCGAACAGUCGGACCGUAAAGGAGCGCCGUCUGAGAUCUGGAGGAUGUUGUUACUGACUUUAGAGAAACUACAAAAAUCAAACUACGAAAUGUGGAAUUUUCUGCAUGAUUGUUUUAAAAGAAAUAAAGACAUGCUCAGAGGCAGGACUGUGGGAUCAGGGGUCUAAGAUGUUAGUUAAACUUUAGUUUUAAUAAAAAUAAUUAUCCCAUUCUGCAAAAAAAGACUUUGAAAGAGACAUAUAAGUCACAGCUGCCUGCAUGGUUGAAGUCAAAAAUAAUAAAAUCUGUUUUUACUCAGAGUAACAUCUAAGCAGACUCCUUAGACUCACAAUGAAAACGUUUGACACAAAGUGGGACGAUUUUUCCGUCUCUUUGCAGCCAGUAAAGUCGCCCCCUGCUGGUCGUUAAGAAGAAUACAUUUCCACUGAGACGUCGCUCCUCCAAACAAAAGUCUGCUUCCUCUGAUACGCAUAAAAAAUGAAAAAUCGAGCACCUGCAUGUAGAGAUUUCCUUUCCUGCAGAUUGAUUGAGGGUUUCACACUAAAAUCAUCACCUUUUUUAACUCUUAAAUAAACGUGUUUGAAAGUUUAAACGCUCCUGAUGCUUCACCUUUGUCCUCACUAACCUACCAACGCUGCAGAUUGACGUGUUUAUUUGUUAAUUUGGGUCUCCUUCAGUCCAGAGCCGGUCUCUGAGGAGUCCCACCGUCUUAUAGGUGGUUUUGUUUGCUUGUCUUUAGCCGAGAGGACAUAUCCGUCCAGGGGUGAUGUUUAGUCACAGUCUCUCUCUGAAUUCCCAGGUGUGAGCUCACGCUGAGGCUGAGGCCCCGAGUGCCGCCGGGACGCCGCCGUGUGCGUCUCCGAACCAGCGUGUCGUGUUGAGUUUGGAGGGUACAGUGAGAGGAGAGCUGACCUACGCCUGCAGAAAUGCACUGAGGUGAGUUCUUGGAUUCAAGUUUCAGAGACUUGAUUUUUCAUGCACACCUUUAAAAUGUUGUUGACAGGUGAGUAACCGUCGUUUUAAAGUCAAAACACACAGAUAUGAACUCAAACAUGUGCAGACGUGCAGCUCGUUUCCAUCUCCACAUACAUACACAGUCAUACGAGCAGACUUUGCUUAACUUGCCUCAGCAGUUACAUAAACGCAGUCCUCUCUGUUGUAAUUUGUGGCCUCAGUGGGUUUCUUGUUUUUUUUUUUUUUUUAAUGUGAUGUUUAUCCCCGCAAACACAGCAAACAGAUUCUGUGAGAGCGACGACAGCCGUGAAAAGCCUCGGCGAGCACAGCAGGUACUCCUGAGCUCGGCUGUAACAAAUACCUCUUAAAGACUCUUAUUUAAAUGCCCCAUCUGCUUUGACAGGUGCUGUUUGAAAUCUAACCCCACGGGGGACAACCUUGUAACUUUUUUACGCGCCUCUUUGUAACCGCGCGAGCGAAAACAACGGGGAGCGAUCUCUUUUGUCAACCCGUCGCCGCACUUUGAAAAAAAAAAAAAAAAAGCAUACUUUCGAAAAAGGAGUGUUUUUGUGUGUGUGUGGUGAAAACUUUAACUCAAAGAUUUCUCUGCAUGUGGCAGCUUUCCACACACACACACACACACCCGCCCUCUGGAGAGCAUAAUACUGCAGAUUAUUGUUUGUAUGUUUGUCAUUUCUCCUGUAAAAGCCUGAUUUGAUAAAGCCGCCUGUUAUAUUAGGACUAAUAAAGCAGCUCUACCUGCUCUCCCCUGCUCUCUCUACAAAGAUGAAUUACCCGUUUAAUAAAUAAUGACAUGCAGAGCACAAUGACAAUUACCUGACUUAUUUUUCAUUCAGGGGAGGGGGGAGCUUAGAUGGAAGACACCUUCGGCUGUCACGGAUGGCAGAGCGUAAACUGCACGCUUUAAGCUUUAAUUACCUUGUUGUUUUUGUCCCUCCGUCACACUGGCCCCUGCACUCAAUCAUACUCCUGCCAGCCACGGCUGCACUCCAGAGACCCCUCUCUCACCCCCUCCUCCCCCCGCAGCCCACUGCUACACAUUAAGAAUCGAUUAAUAAACAACAUUAAUAUCUUUUUUUUUCCUCUUCGCUCCUCUCCUGUCCUGAUUUCUCCUCUUUUGUUCGCCUUUUUUCUUUAUUAAAUCUCUUGUCAUCAGGCUUUGUUCGCUCGUAGAGGUUCACCAAAAAGCAUCGCAUUUAAUUGCCCGCCACCCUUGAUUGCAAGCUUGUACAUGUGUGUGCAUGAGCGUGCAUGUGUGUGUGUGUGAGUGAGGCCGCCGCCAUUAAAGCCUCCUGAAGGAUAAUUGCUAUCAGUGUAAUGAUCACAGCGCUUUCAUGUAUCGGGCUCCUCCAUCUUCCAGAUAUGUGCCAUUAAGAGCAAGGUUGUCUUUGUUGCAGCUCAUGCUUGGACAUAGGCCAACCCCCCUGAAACACACACACACUUAGACACACACACACACACACUCUGCUCAAGCUUAGACAUAUUUCUAAUAUCCUCCUCAAGUGGGAAACAGAGAAAACAGAGGUACCGUAAACGAGUUACAGCGUCAUUGUCACCGCGGUGAAUUCAAACUGGUGCCGAUAAGUCGCUCCUGAUCAGGUAGAGCAGAUUUUCAGGGCCGAUCCUCCAAAGAGAGAGAGCAGGAAGUCUUUAUUGUGUUAUCCCCAACAUUAAGAAUGCAAAAGCCUCCAUAGAAACAAAAGGAGGAUGAAAAAAAAACACACUAGCCAGACAUCUUGGCAUCUGUUACCAUUAAUUUACUGCUCACUGCUUUCAAUGUGAUUUCCUCCCAUAUGUUUCAGAUGUGUCUCUGCCUUCGCCCCCCCUGAAAACAAACGGCUUUUUCUCUGAAUUAUUCACACACACACACACACACACACACACACAGACGCAGGAAAACACACGCACACGUAAAAGCACCAUAAACAAUUCAUCUGCAGCUUUAUCAUUAAAAGAUGUCACACUGACUUUUCAUGAAAGAUACUCUUCGAUUUCGGUCCACAUGUUGUGUUCGGUCUUGUGAAGAAAAAAGAGGCUCGCGCACACGCACACUGACACACUCGACGGCAGCGCACACACACACACACACAUAAGUCGGCAUCUUGACUAAACUUUUGAUGCAGCCGCGCUCGGAGGGAAAUAAAUCAGGUUUAAAUGUAAAGAAAACUCUGACGACAGCGACGCCCGGUAUAAAAAUGUAGUGAUUUCUUGACAUUGUGGAGUUCCUGAUCAGAUAAGCUCAGGUGUGUCUCCUCACACUCUAAUAUGUUUAGUCUGAACUCACUCCUCUACACAAUCCCCCGUGAUGGCUCACAAUGAGGCAGGAACCGUCCCUGGUAGCCCUCUCCUGAUAACAGUCUCCGCUGUAAUGGCUCGCCAUUGUUGUGAAAUCACAAUACGCUUUCAGCUGUGCCGCCGUGACAGGCCCAGCCCGAGCCGCCGUCUUUGAAGUCUCAGACCCGGUCUCAGAUGACUCGGACUGAGUGAUUGAUGACGCCGAUCAGGAGCGGACGCACUGAAGGAAAUAUGGAUUUAGCAGAGUGAGAGCGGCGAGGAGGGAGAAACCUGGAGCUCAGAUAUACUUUAACUUUCACAGGCAGGAUUUUAAGGUGAUUAUUUCAGUUUCACUCCAUUUGUAGACCUUUAUUGUUGCAGAGAUUAGUUUUCCUUUUUCUAGUCCUUUUUGGCUUCUUUAAAUCCCUAAAAUGUUGAUUCACAAACUUUGUUAAAACCUUGAACAAAAUAAAUGAUUUCAGUUUUUAAUUAAGGCCACAAUUUAACGAAAAUACGAAAUCUUUGAAAACAAAUUGAUCACUUACAAGCGUAAGAGAAGAUUUCUCAAAGCUCAGUUUUUGAAGAGACAAAGACGGUCGGUCUAAAAUGUAAUCUGUCACAUCAACAGACAAACAAAAAGAUAAUUUAGAAGACAUGAGACGACUCUAGAAAGUAUAAAUCCUAUUUUCGAUCGGUUUGAACAUGACAGUGCGGAGAACCUCCUCCCUCCAGGAGGGCCAAAGACCGAAUAAUUCAGCUGUGAACCUUGUUUGUCAUCCUCCCAAUUUUCUCCUAACAGCCCAGUUUCAAAACUUCUCCGAGCUGGAAGACGAAAUCGGAAAUCAGGCGAAAGUUCGGCGGGAAUUUCUGCCGGGAUUACACCAGUUUAUCACGCCCGGUUUACUGUGUUUGUUUUAUUUAAUUCAAGGGAAAACAAGACGGCGGUGGAGUGUUUGUGACUCGAGUUUGUGACAGAAAGAAAAACCUCCCACUGUGUCGUUUGCUCCAGGUUUGCUCCGAGUCAUACACCCCUGCUGUUCUCCCAAACAUAUUAGAAAGAGCACACACACACACACACACACACACACACACACACACACACACACACACACACACACACAGACACACACACACUUGGCCUCACAGGCUAACAGCUGACAGCUAAUGAGCUCCGCCAUCAUCACAGCUCAGACAAAGUUGUGUUUCUGCCCCGGUUCUUUAGAGUUGAGGCUUUUUCUGCAACUUGCUGGAGUAGUUGCAAAGAGUCAGAUCGCUCUGUCGUUUUGACUUGCAGAUAUUAUUGAUGUUUAGUGAUUCAUAAAGUGGUGAAUCAGUGAGUGAUAGUUAAAAACGAUUUCUAAAUAACCUCUGAGAUCAGAAACAUUGGCAGUGCUUUUUAAUCCCCAUCAUAUCUUCAUGUUUUGUUGAAGGAACUCAGUGUCUCCGCUCUAACAAGAGCGCUGUUGUGGCGAAAAGUCACAUGCUAACAUGGCGCAGUUCUUCUCUCAAACUUUCCACAAUCUUCCUGACACACUCGGUGAUGCUCUUUGACAGAUCUCAGACACAAUGGCGAACUCCAACCAAAACACAAAGCAGCGUCUUUGUUAGCGGAGCGGGACUUUCCCGGGCGAGCGCUCGGUCAUGGGGACGGUUUCAUCAGGAAGAAGAAGUCCAACCAUAACAGACGGCUGCUUGUGCUGCGAGGGAGGACAAGAGGACGAGUAUUUGGUUUACAUCUGGCUGUCGUUUGUUUCUCCUGCUCGUAUUAAGACAAAUAAAGCGGUGGAAACUGAUGCCGUUACGAUAAAUUACGCAAAAUUAAUGACGUAGAAAUAAACUCUCUCUGAGCAGCUCCUCUCUGCUCCACGUUGGCCCCGUCGAGAGGAAAAGUCUGAGUGAUCCCAAAGAUCCAGAAAACAGCAGGAAGUUUGGAUGUUUUCACUCUGGAUUUGAGUCUCGGCUGUUCAGACCUUCAUCGAACAGCUGACAAUUGGAGCUGUGUAAAAAGUAACACCCACAGACUGUGUCUCACUUUCAGAACAAAGUGUUCAGGCAGAGGCUCAAAGCUGAAACAUACAGGAUCAGCGUAUUUGGCAGCAGCGUCAUGUAUCACGCAGCAAACGUCGCAGCAUCGUAUCGAGAGCAGCUCUGCUAAAGAUACGCGACAAGUCGAUUUGCUCUAUGCUUCCAGUGCACGUCAACCCACACAGAGAAGAUCGUUUCAGACAGGAAGUCGACUGCUAGGCUCCAAAUACACUGAUCCUGUAUGAGAUACCCAACGCUGCACUACGGAGAAAAUACGGAACAACGCGCUCAAUACGGAUCCUGUAUGUUUUCGACUUUAGUGUGAGAGAAAUAAGGAGUUUUUUCAGCUUCACAUCAUGCUGACCUGAAGGUCCCACCUUUAAAAUGAGAUCCAGAACCGUUUGGAUCCUGCUCAGAUGUUCAGAACCCGCUGUCAUGAGUCUUUGUGCGGUUUGUGUGUGUUUGCUGAGAGUUUUUGGACCGGGGUCGUCGUUUCAUUUCAAAGUUUGUGUCUCCACAGACGGACUCACUGUCCCCAGCGUCUCUGACUGCAGACAGCUCUAAUGGGGGAAGUAGACAUUUCUGUUUUUCCCUCCGUUUGGUCUUUCUUUCCUCGGUCCGUGUGCCGUGAUUGUGACAGGCGGGGAGACGUCUGGGGGGCAGAUGAUGUCAUUUAUUGAUAAGCUGACGGCCGAUCACUAACAGGAGGACCAUGUCACUGUUUUUUGCCUCGGCUCACCCGCCCAUUUACCGUCACUGCUCGCAGCCUUAUCAAACAAAUGGAGAUGUUAAAAGAGAAACCAACAAACACAGAACAGAUCUGAUUGUCUUCGAUUGGAAACAGAGCGUUUUCGGCGCAGUGAGUCAUCGCGUGCGGCCCACUUCCUUUUGAUGUGCGCCACAGAAAAUGAUACAAAUUGCAUUUAGCCCCCUGUGAAAUACAAUAAGCGUUUGGCGUGAUGGAGAACAUUUUCAUUUAUGAGCAUGAAGCUUUAAGAGAAGGGCUCCCGUCCUUAUCUGAAGAGACUCAUCGGCUUCCUUUUUGAUAAAAACUCGAAAAAAAGAGGGAGAAGCACCGGCAGCGGUGACGAUCACUCUGCAGUCUGAUUCCAUCAAGAUGUGGAUGAACUCAGGAAAUAAGAUUGAGGAAGUCGGAUGAUAUAUGUGCUUUUAAUUGAACUGUACAUACAGGCGUUUCCUCUCCGCCAUAUCUGAUGUGAUUUUAUUCAGCCUGUCUGAACUUGUUUGGAUUAACUUUGUGAGAGUCAAAGCAGAAGUUUCUAAUUUCAUCUUUUCUUCUACUGUCGCUUUUACAGCUUCUGGAAAAACAGUGAAGAUACAUGUAUGAUGUUAAAGCUGAUACUCUCUAGUAAAGUCUGAGUGAAGAGAAACUUUCACUCAUGUUUUUAUUUAUUAAUACGACCUGUAUUUGUUUCCAAUCAUGUUGGCACGCACUCUCUCUUUAAUUUAUCUUUAAUUUCCAUAAACAGGGUAAAUUCCCAUCAUAGAAGCACGUUAGCAAAUUGAUUUGGGUUCAUACAGUAAAUUAAAAGCCGGCUAACCGCUGCUGUCUGAUCUGCUCAGUUGAGGGCAGGAUCUCCUUGACAGUUGUGGUCUUCACCCCAACUUUCCCCCACGUCCCUCCGCCUCUGUGAGUCAGUGUUUCCCGUUUGCUAAUCACAGAUGCAUUUAAAGAUCCGAUCAAUUAUUUCCUCCACUUUUUAGAGCUUUGUUUGUUCGAGAUUGUUAAUUAAAAACAAAUCAGAGAGCUGACCCAGAACUGCGCCUCUCUCCGGUUCAGGUCAGCGGAUGAAGAGAGGUUUAGACCCAAACUUUUGACCUCCAGGGACUACGGGCUGAUCUGGCAACCGUCUGCAGGUCUGGGGUUGUUUUAGGGUCACAGACUUCAGUAAACCGCUUGGAAGUAUUUGCAUCUAUCCGUGUCCUGCAAGAUCUGCAUUUAGCCGUUGCAUUGUCUCCCUGCAUCCAUCACAUCAUGCAAAACAUGCAGCACCUUUGACUCCAUCGCACAGACUCUGAGAUCCUAUUGUUGCAUGUGCAUGACACUUACGCCGUCAUAUGAUUCCCACUGGGACCUCCAGCUUCUAUUUGCUUUGGAUGUCUGUAAACAGGUAAUGCAAUAAGAGACGAAACCAGAUUCAGUCAUUGGAAGAGUCAAAAACAGCACCCAGAGGAGAUGCUGCAUGAAAAAUGACCUCAUCCCCUGUAAAUAGACGGGCGAAUAGAUGGAUAGACAGACAGAGCUGCGAGUGCAUGUGCGCUUUGACCCAAGGUAAAUAUAAUGUGACAGGCCGGGGCUUCCCUCGAGAUUGUGUAAUUGUAUUUUCACAUUGUCACGUCAAAGUCGAGCAGAUUCCCCCGGAGCGUCUGCACACAGAUGGGUAGUGCUGCAUAUUUUAAAGGUGACAAAACUCAAUCUUAGAUCAUUUUGCAGGAAUAAAGCUCCGGUACCUCUCAGUUUCUCAGCAAAUUCCUGCAGCCCGGACAAAUAUAGCGCGAGUCCUGUUGAUUUAAGGUAGAGUAAACUGGAGAGAAAAACAGUGCACACAGCCUGCAGGCCAGCAUUACAACUAUGCAGGAUCAGCGUUCGCAGAAGAUUUGAUUUAUAACCUUUACUUUAAUCAUUUCAGAUGCCAUUUAGAUGCCAAAUCUCAUUUAUUAAGAAGAUAUAUGGAGCUUUAAUGAACACUUAAGAUGCUUUGAUAAGAGGGAGAGGGCCUGCACGGCAGCUAUUCAGAGCCGCGUCCCUCAUAAAAGUGCAUUUAAAAACAAGUAGACUGAACUGAGGUGAAGUUUCACUCUUCCAGUUUUCAGGAAAAUUCAUCUAAAGAAGCUUUUCACUCCAUCCACAAUAAAAUAAAUACGUCAAUAAACCAUGUUAACUUUUCCACUCAUUGUUUAGUAACUUUUGUGACCAUAACCAGCUCAAAAACUGUCGGCAUACACGACUUUGAGCGGAUAAAAGGGUGUCGAUUUACUCAGACAGGAUCAUCUUAUCAGAGAUAUUUUUAUCAAAAUAUAAAAGUUUUCAAUCUGCAGAAGUUUGAGUCUUCAGUUCAUCAGAUACCUCCACCCAAAGCUAGGUUCUGGUUAUUUCAGCCCCGGCUUCUUCACACGUCCAACUCGGUGAAUUCUCCCCGUUUGGAAGUGUUCUGAAGGGAAUCCGUUUUGACAGAAAACCCUGUAAUUAAGCGUAUUGCUUUGCCCUCUCGCUAAGCUAAUGGCUUUAUUUUGACAGUGUUAAUUGUCAUAAUUGUCAGAAUGGUACCUCUGACACUCGGCCCGGAAGACGUUGGCGAGGAAUUGUUGCACGUUGAUGAAAGCGUUGUCAUACAUACUUCAUCUCAACGAGCUAAUGCGGCCCGCGCCUCGCCUCUCCCCGCCGAGCCUUAUGGGACGCUGCAGCCUCGGCUUUCUAAUUGCCUCUAAUGAAACGCCAGCGAGGGAGGUGAUCUGCUCCUAUUUAGUUCUCCGUCUUUAAAGGGAGACACAGAGGCAGAUGGGAAUGAAUGGAUGGAGAGAAAAAGGAUGGAGGGAGUGGAAGAAUGAGAGAGAGGAGAGAACGGGCUGAGGGAAAGUAAAGGCAGGAAGAGAGAAAAUGAGAGGUAUCAAGGGGGAGAAACGAGGCCUUCUUAGAUACAUCUUCAUAAGGAACGCAUGCUAAUUAAGGCUGAACCCCCUCUCUAACUAGUGCUGAGAAACUUGACACAGUGAUAUGAUUCUGCAGUGAAGUGCUGCAGGGCUGCCGCUCUGUUUGUGUGCAGGUUUACUCUCACUCAAGUGGGUUAGGGUUGCAGCGAAGAGGUUUGGACAGCAGAUGGUGCUGUGCGUGGAAACACAAGCGUGUAGCUUUGUUCUGCACAGAGGAGAAGAGUUAGAGGUCUGUUUCCUAAAUGUUUGUGCAAGUGUGCAGGAGAGUGACUCCAAGAGCUUCUGAAAUCGUGAAAAUAACUUAAAUAGGGUGUUAAAAGAGAAAAGUGAAGAGGAAUAAAGUGAAAAUCAGCUCCAUAAAUUAAUUUUUAUUGUUUUUAUGUCAAUUUGAAUCUCUGGUCACUUUUCUAAUAAAACAGAAACAUCAAAUUUAACCUGCUUGUAAAAAAUGUUGGCAUAAGAAGGUUGAAAAACAGUCUUGGAUCAAUUUUUUAUGAUUUUAGCAGAAAAAGAAGCGGAUGUGCAAAUACUGAGUUAAACCUUUCACUCCGUCUGUUUUUAAAUUUAUGAUUUUCCUUUUAGAUUUUUCCAUUUUCAGGCAUUUCUCAUACAUUUCUGAGCCUAAAACGUCUGAAAAUCCAUUAUUUUACCUACAAACUGUAAUAAAAAAGCAUAAGACAGUAAUGCACUCCCAUUUGAUUAACUUGCAUGAAUAUAAUAGAAAUAUUGUUGCCAAAGCCUUUUGUGAUAAUCAGAUGAAGAGGAAAAGAGCGAGAAAACAAAGUGAAAUUCCUUGUUUUUGUUUCUGUUUUUGUGAGCCUUAUUUUGGGUUUCUUUUCUCUGGUAGUCUUUGUGACCUCCAGGUAGAUUCUGUAAUGAACACGAGAUCAUAAUCUCCGUCUUUAAAGAACCCAGAGAUGCAGAAAUUGCUCCACAAAUUGCCACCGAGCCCUCAAACCCAGAGGAAAAGUCCUCUCUGACUUCACCGCAAUAAUCCGAGUGCAAUUAUUGCAGCAGCAGCCGCAGCGACAACAACAACAACAUCAGGGUCACAGAACAGAUAAUAUGCACUGAGUUCAAAGGCAACCAUUUAGAUGAAUCUGUGCAUGUGUGUGUGUGUGUCAGUGUGUGUGUGUGUGCGCUGGUAAACAGUAACUGGGAUUAUCCAGAGGAGGAAAAUGGAAGAAAACGAGACGUAGAUGGAGAGCGGCCCCUCGGAGAGCUCUCCAGGUCCAGAUAAGAGAAUUACGGCACGACAAGGAGGGUUGACAGAGCCAGCUAAGUCUGUUUAUUAGCACGCACACUUCAUUAGAAACCAGAUCAGAUUGAUACCCCCCCUCCUCCCCCUGUUGGUCCUGUUGGUAAAUAAGCAUCAAUCCUCCUUCCCGGGUCGACUUUAACCUGGCCGGGCUUCAGAAUCGCUCCUUAAACGGCGACAAAGUGUGGAGGAGAAAAAAAGGCUAAAGGGAACAAAAAAAAAAAAUCUCUGGGAUAGUUUUUUAUUUUGAAAGAUUGAUAAAUAUGGUGGAAUCUCAAUUAGGCGUCGGGCACGAACGCAGAUAUUAAAAAUUUGGUCAAGAAUCUAAUUAGCUGGAGGUAAUUAAACAGUCUCACACAGGGUCAUUAAUCUUUCCCGUGGACCUUUGAUGUUUUGCAUACUGUCUUGCAAGUCAUUAAUAAAAUUCAUAACGCUUUUCUUUGUGGUGUUUUAUCAUGGCCGUUUCUUUUUCCCUCUCACCCCCCCCCUCCCUCCCCCUUCUCCCUUUCCUAACCCCUCCCCCUCCUCCACCUCCUCCUCCUCCUCCUCCUCCUUCCACUCUUCCCAGUGCAAGUGUCAACACAUCACAAGGGCCUCUCCUCUUGAGUUAAUUUACUUUUUGUGCAUAUUACAUUUUUAAAGUUGCACGCACUCCGACCCCUCCCACCCCAGCAUGCUCCACACACCCCCCUCCUCCCCCCUCCUCCUCCUCCUCCUCUUCCUCUUUCACCACUUUUUCUUUCCUUUUUUUUUUUUUUUUGAGAGCACAAUUACAGCGGCAGAUCAAAUUAAAUUCUUCUGCAAGCACAGCUCAUUUGGAGUGUAAAACAUUCCUCGGCAGUGUGCAGCCGAGUGUGCGGCGUGUCAGCGGCGCCUCGCAAGACGGGAGGAGAAGAAAACAGAAUUGUGUGGCCAUUGUGUCCCCCGUAAUUAAAUCCCCACAAUCAGUCCAUCUUAAAUCAGUCACGCCGUAAAUAUGAAAAGGGGCCGGGAUGAGCUUGAGUACUUACUCGGCCGUCAACACAGCGGGGUAAUAUAUGUUAUGUAAAUGUGUCGGAGAUUAUAACGCCGGGGACUGACGCUGCAGCCACGUAAAUAUGAUGCAAACACAAAGGUGUGCGGCUCAGCAGGUACAAACACACAAUCGCACAAACAAACAUCUCUGUGCGUGCAGGGGGAGAACAAUCUGAAUAAAUGUGUGUUUUAGUGUGUCAAUGUUUGCAGCUGAAGGUGUGAACUCGGCCGCGUGUGUACGCGUGUGCACGUGCAUACAAAUGUGCAGCACACACACAUGAACAGAUCGAGUCCAUAGGUGCAUGCGUGUGCUCCCUAUAGCUUCCUGUGUGUUUGCUAACAUGUUUGUGUGACAAAAAUAGCCCGCACUAUAUUUGUCUGUGUGUGUGUGAGUGUGUGUAAGCACAAACAGGCAGGUUGUGUGUGUGUGUGUGUGUGAGCAGAAGGCAGUGAGUGACAUUAAUGCACAGCUAUCAUGGUGAGCGUGUAAGUGUUGCUGAACCCCAGGAGGACACGUCUCAAACGCUGACAGCUGAGAGUCGCUCUGAACAAAAACAAAAUGCAUUACCGAGUCCGCCGAGUGAAACAAAUACAAACCAAAAUACAUGUUUUUACACUUUUUUAACAAGCCGGGCUGAAAUGGAGUCAGUGUUUAUUAGGCGAGGUAAAAGAGUAGCAGCAGUAUCUCUUUCGCUUUAGUGGGAAUCAGUCUUUAGACACAAAAUUGCUCUCAUUUUGUCAUGCUAGUAAACAGCCCCGGCUUUUUAAGUGCGGACACCGACGACUGCAAACAUUAGCCAUCAGUAAAACAUCAACCCCAGUCAAACCUGCUCCAUUAAAGCUGCAGAGAAAUCAAAACAGAUAUCUGAUUCAUUUUUGUUGGAGAUGUCAGACUGUAAUCAUCACCGAUGCGCUCAUAUCCAGACUUACAGUGAGACACACAAACACGAGGACUUUUCUCCUUUUUCCUGCAAAGAUUGUUUGAUUUAUUUCUUAGUGUGGUUGUAUCACUGGAUGACCAACGGCUGCAGAUUGUUUAUGUCUCCAAAGCCAAAUAAACUCUUGUGCACGAGCAUGGCUUCGUUUUUACAGUUCAGACCGCUGGUGUUGACCAUCGGAAAACAGCCUACAGAUUUGUUCCGUGAGUUGUGCAGAUCUUUGCUGAACAGAAAAAUGAUAAGUUGGAUCUGUAUCAGUUGAUUUAAUGUCACAAGCAUUAAAAAGAGACGACAGCAGCUUUUUAGGGACACUGUCCAGAGGAAACACCUGAUCUGACGAUGUUUUUAUUCUGAUGUUGUUUUACGCCCCUUUAUUCGAGCCGAUGAUGAACUUUUAAUGUAAAGAAGUUGUUAUGCAUCAUGUUGUCUGCAGGAACAUGUUUGUUAUUGAAUCACAGGGUCCUCUCGUGUGGUCUCCCUCUCCAUUCGCAGCAUCUCUGUGCCCCGCUCUCCGCUCAGCUGUUGUCUGUUUGUGCAAAUGAAGCUCCUGUUUUAAAACUCAGACCACUUUUAGCUGCUUAAAAAAACAAGAUAACUAGAGUUGAGGGAAUAAAAACGGAGGUUUCUGAUGCCUGGAUGUCACUAAUCACUAAUUUUAAAUCAGGUUUUAUUCUCUAUUUGCCAUCCUGAGAUCGAACUGAAUCCUUCCUGCAGAGAAACCUUUGACGGGAGCAUAAAGAGACUUAAUUUUUCUAUAAGGAAUCCAGAGAAAAUGUCUUUUUCUGUACAAAUGAGGGCCUGUUUUUAGACGUAGUUUGCCCUAAAUGACAAAUAACGCUCCUUAGGAUGAAGUUUUAGUUGGAUGUAGUGCGUCGGCGCGGCGGUCAUUAACUCUGAUGGUCAUUUCUGAGGAUGUAUUUUUGCUGCCGUUGGAUUUUAUUAUUAUGGUUCUCUGAGAGGUGUUAUUAAGGCUUUGAAUAAUUUCAAAAACAGAAAGAAAGUACGCGUUAGUUUGUUAAAAGUUUUCCUCCUUAUGGUGAUCUCCUGUGAACAUGCUCUAAACUAAUAUUGGAGAAGAGGCUUUGACAAGAUUUGGCCCCAAUUAAGCCUCCGUGUGCGAAUUCAGCAGAUGGAGGGGGGCAAAACUUUCAUAUUAUACUUUGGCUCCGAGGUUUCUCUCUCAUUGCCCCAGUCAAGAGAAAUUUGGAUGAGAUGGCAAACUGUGCGCCUAAUUAGCCGAGGAACUCUUCGAAAAUAUCUCUGCGUCCAUCGCUCACGUCCAAACACAGGAGAGAGUCCGCAUAAUAUUCAUCAUUUCACACCCGAACGUGAGCAGAAGAGUCGGAGAGAAUAAAAUCUAAAAGCAGCCUGUAAAUAUUUGUUCCAUAUUUAUAAAACACGCUCUCUGCACACAUGGCUUUGAGUCAGGAAGGUUUCGUUUGUUUCAGGAAACAUGCUGCGAAUGUUAUUUUUAAUUUCAGCUUGUAAACGCAUCUUAACCUGCAGAGAGGUUUAUCCGACAGUCGGAGUCAAUAAAGAUCCAAAUUUUAAUUUGUACUUGUAUCCGAGCAGGAAAAAUAUAUAGAAAAAUGAAGGGCUGGUUUUUUUUCCCCCAAUGAUGCAUAAAUGUAGCCUGAAAUCCUCGGCUGUUUUAGAUUUCUGAUGAGCUGCAGGUUGUUUUAAUUUGACUCUGAAUCAAACACGACCUACAAAACACAAUUUCAAGUGUUGCUAGAGUAAAAAAAGAGAUAUCAUGGUAAAAGUGGCUUAUACAGGUCCAACUUUGCAACAACAAAAUGACAAACAUCCUCUAAAGUAAAACAGAAACGUUCGAUAUCUCCUCGUUCUACAGCAGGGUUUACACCUCUUAGCAUUAACGUACCGGGGCUGGAUUUAGUGUUUUUUUGUGCUCGAGGUUCAAAAGUGUGCAAACCUGCAUGCAAAAACUGUCUCUUCGGUCGUGCCUUGUAGUCAAAUGCACGAUAAUCCGAUAGUCCUGCAAAGUUAUUAAUUGGUUCCCAGGUUCAGAGACACUGAUAGGAAGCAGUUUUCUGCAUUUCUUUGUUGCAGAACAACCUUUGAGGCAUUUACAGAGAUAAGCAAAAGCAUUUUACAGUGACGUGAUCAGAGGAGGCGAGUUUUCUGCAGACCAGCCUGAAACGAAGCAUCUCAUCACACAGACUCACCUGUGUAUGAAACACUCUGUCCUUUAACUUCUACCAUACGAACAUACAAAAGUAUUUUUAUUCUGCUAAAUUAAUCCUACUAUCUUGGUCCUGUGAUUAUGGAGCUGAAAAGUUUAAAACUCUCCUUCUGCACUCACACUGACAGAUAACAUGCACCAACAGUCACAACACUCGCCGCCUCGGCUGAGGAAACGACAAUAAAACGUUGAACCCUCUCAUUGAGGGAUACCAGGCAUACCAGCUCCUUCUCUUCCUCCCUGUUCUCAGUCACAGAGGUCAGCCGUGGAGCAGCUGGGCACAGGAGAAACGCUCCAGUCUGUGACGAUUAUAUCAUUUCCUCUUCUGCUUCCUGUCGACUUCAGUUGCCAAAAGAGAGAGAGAGGGAAAAAAAAUCCUAUUAAUGGGCAAUUUCCAGAGGGCAGCGGGGGUAAACCAGGAGGGAGCGUUAAAACUUCUCUAAGUGGUGUUUCUGACUCAGUGUUUCUACCUGCAGGUGCAGACGCCGCUCUGCAGUGAGAUAAUCCAAAGAAACGUCGACUUUCAUCCUCCUUUGUACCUUUAAAUCAGCUGGUGUUUAUGUGCAAACACCCCCCAACACCCACCCCGGGCCCUUUCUGUGUCAUCCUCCCUCCUUCCUGCAGAAAGAAGUGUGCUGCUCCUAAAUAUAACCUGGCAAACAGAGAGGCGGUGGGCCUCCAAAGCACAUUUCAUACACUAUCAGGGGGGUGUUAUGGAGGUAUUCGCUCACCUGAUAAAACGACGAUUGUCUCCCAGGAGAGCCCCAGGAAGAUAAAAUUAUUUUGAGUGGGAGCACAAUGGCGGAGGUGCUUAUGUUAAUCCUGACACUUCUUUAAAAAAAGGCAGGAUAUAAGAUAAGCUCCUGCCUCAAGGUAGAGAGAGAGAGAGAGAGAGAGAGAGAGAGAGCGGAGGGGGGCACUGAUACCUCCACCGCCAUGUGAACAAAUCCACCUUCAGCCAAUUCCUCCUCUGUGGAUCCCCGUCCAAGUUUGUGUCAGCGCGUUUAUUUGCAUAAUUCACACCUACUCCCUGAAACCCCCCCAAACAGAUCCAACCCUCCCCCCCUGUCGCUGCAGGGGCGCAGGAAGCAUAUUGAAGCUGCAGUUUUAGAAAGACUGAGACGAAGGAGUGACCUCAGUGGGAGGAGCCUAAAUGGAGGAAAUCAUAAAUCUCACUCAAAGAAGAACAAGUUUUUGUUCAGGAGGGGGGCCACAGGCAGAAACCCCGAGCAGGACCAGAUAUGAGCUGGGAUCAGAUCCAGACAUUAGUGCUGAUGCCCCUUUAUGACCUCCUGUGUUACCGUAAAUACCCUAAUAUAAGAUAGUUUUCAGAGGGCUUUACUGCGGGUAAACUUUAACAAACGCCUAUUUUCAUAUCAGAGUAAACAUCCAAAUGUCUGAUCUGAACCUGCCGGGUUUCUGUGACGAACACGCUCUCUCGCUCUGUCAGACCUGAGAGACGUUUGCGUCGGUCUAAUCCUCACCUUGUUUUGGGAGCUUUUUUUUUCAAAGGUUACAUAAUAGUCGGGGGAUCAUUUGUUUUGUGCUUGGAGACUCCUGACGCUCGUGUUUUCUUUCCUCCUUUGCUGUCAUGUUUUAGGAAACCCAGGAGAGGCUCUCCCCGGGGAUCUACGGUGACUAACUGUGGCGGUGGCGGCGGCGGCGGCGGCGGCAGCAGCCUGGCAGGUAUUUCACCACACAAAGACUGUUUGUUUUCUUUCACACAGACUAUUUUUAUCCGUCUUUCUUUGUUCCUCUUUUCUUUAUUUAAAUAGCAUCUUUUCAGUUAUUCCUGCUUGUUGUCGUCUUAAUUCCUCCUUCUCCCUGUCUCCUCUCUCCUCCUUCUAUUUUAAUAAGACGUGUUGAAGGAGGAUUUUAUUAUUAUUUUGUUUUAAGCUCCGCCGGUGCUCUGCUAACUAGCGUAAUUAAACACGCUUGUUAACAAUGGCAGCUAAUGAGGAAUACAACGGUUUGAACAAUGGGAGCUGAUUAGAUGAAGACAGGCUGAUAAAGCUCACAGUCAGAGUUUGUCUACCUGCAGACACCUGUCCUCUGACAUCUCUGAUGACCGACCGCACAGAGAGAAGAAAACACGCUGAGAGCUCGUGAUUUAGCCGGAGCAGGACCACCACAUCCUUUGUUCGAAUUAUUCUAGUCUGAAAAAUGUGUUUUUUUUUCCGCUCAUAAUUCACCACAUACUGGAUCUGAGAUAUGCGUGCUUUAGAACGGUGCAGCAGUGGUCCAAAAUGCUUCUGGGACCUUCCUCCAGAUUGGUGAUGCACAACAUGAUAGACAUGUGCUGCUUUAUUUCUCCAAAGAACUGAAAUGUUCUGCAGAAGUUUAAGUAAAUUAGUUUAUACUUUUAUAUGAUGGAAGCAGCAGGCCCAGGUGCAGCAGUAAACGCGUUUCAUUUGUGUUGGCGUACAGUCAGGAGCAAAAUCUCCACAAUCAAAAACUUCUUGGUUCCAAAGAAAAGAACCAAAGACGGUUCUCGUACCUGUGUAUCUUGCAGCGUCUUGAUUUUGACGGCAAACUCUUUGGGUUUGUGGAUGAACUUCCAUGAAGCCGAGUCAGAACCCUCCCCUUUAACUCCGGUUCAACCCCGUUUUGGGUGUUUCUGCAGGAUGAAGCGUAGUGGAACUGAACCCAGGAGCUCCUGUGUGAAAACGGCAGAAAACCAUUUAUAUUCUAUUAUGCAGCAGUUAGUUCACACUGUGCAUGUUCCCCUCACAAAGAGGCCGAGCGCUCCGUGGAGGUUAUUUACACCAUGUUUUUUUUCUCUCCCUCCCUGAUACGGAGCGCGGAGACCUUUUGAGUGAUACAAUGGUGCAUUUACACGGAGGAACAGCAACCUGACACACCGUAAAGUACUUCUGAAAAGCCCUCAAAACACGCCGAGAGUCGGCGGGGAAAUGAAGGAGGCUACAGAUAAGAGUCGACUUGUAAAACAUAAUUAUAUUUCCGUCGCCGGGGUGCGCCGGCAGUUGAAAGGAAUGCAUUUAACCUGUGAUUCAUGCAUGGCAAGAAGUUGUGGAGGGGAAAAAAGAACAGCAGUUAAAUUGUGGAGGUAAGAAGCCUUGAAUAAAGUGUAGCUAAGGUCAUCCCAUCUUAUGAGAGUAAUUUGAUUCGCUGCUAGUCUCCUCUCCUGCAGGGAAAAGGAUUAUAUCUUCCUCCUUUUUCUUCUCCCAGAGGAUGGAGAAAAGGUCUGCUGGUAUUAAAAUCCUGCGAGCAGGUUUGGGCUUCAAUAACUCCACAAAGUAACAGGAAAAAGGUCGGACUGUCGACUCGCUUUCGUGCCACAACUCUUAAAAGCUUUUCCUGCUUACUUCUUUUUACAGUUCUCCUGAUUGAAACUGGAUUCGUUCUUUUAAAUCACUGCGUUUCCUCUCGGCUCUUGUUUGAAUUAAUUUACAAAGGGCUCAUUUGCUCGGGGAGGAAACCACAGAUGAGUAUCAACACUUUUGUAUAUCACAGAAUAUUUAUGUCUUUUCCCGAUCAGAUAAAUAAGCUGAGCCGUGAUGCAGAUUCGGACUUUAUCUCCUCUGUACUGUUCGUGUUGCUUACCUCCUCGGUUUCCGCUGAUUUUGGUGCUGCAGUAAACAGCAGUGUUGUUUCUCUGCAGGCUGUGCAGGGAGAGGUUUCCUAGUUCAGACGGAUAUUCUGCUGCUGAUGAGGAAAUCACAUCCGGUUCUUUUGGUGCAUGCAGGAAAUCAAAGCUCGAGGCUGUGAGACACAUUUCAGACCCUCCUUCACCUCAAAUACCGUCAAAUAUGACUUAUGCAUAGAAAUGAUCAGGAGUUAAAGUUUUUAAGGCUCCAUUUUUGUGACUUCUGCAGGUGUCACAGGGUGUUACAGGAAGGUGAGGUGAAACAUCAGCAGGAUUUAUGAUUUUAUACUCAGAUCAUUUUGGAGGAACUGCCUCUCUCACGUUCAUUUACAGUCCAGAAGCUGCAGAUAAAUCCUCUCUUUGGUUUUCUCUGCUGGAGGUUUAAACUUCCCUCAAAGAUUCACAAACAUUUUAGUGAAAAUAUCACGUAGACAUGCAGGUUUUGAGGUCAUUUCCAGGUGAAGCGUCACAGCUGGACUUGCUUUUGUAUGCCCCCUCCCUCCCUCCCUCUCUAUGAAAAGUCUGAGCCCAUCCAAUCAGGCAGAUUUACAGUACUUGAACUGAUACUCCAUCUGGAUCGCCUCCACUAAGCAGGUUGGCAUCAUUUGAAUCAUUGGAGCUGCUACUGUCUGCCAAUCUUCAUACAUGAAGCCGAACUCUCUAUUCAGACGUAUUCAGGACUUAUUUUAUAACCUGAGACACCGGAGGAGGGGAUUUCUGAAAACAGAGAGAGUUUGAAGCCUGUCAGUCGAUCCUGAAGAGAUAUUAUUGGCACCGUCUGGUACAAUAUCUGUGAGCUAGAUGUGAAAGAUCAGAGCCAUGUUUCGCCUGGCGGGAUUUUCCAACCCUGCUGGGACUUCAAAUCGAGGUUAACCUCUAUCGCUGUCACCUUCAUCUGUCCCCCCUCUCCUCCUCCUCCUCCUCCUCCUCUUCCUCUUGUCUGUGCUCUGAACUCUUCCUACCACAGACUUCACACUUUCACCACGAGUGCCACCCAAGUUGGCCGAAGUGCUCCUGCAGUCGGAUCAAAGUCGUCCAUUCUUCGGCUCCGCGGCGUGUGAAAGGUGAUAACAUUGCUUCACGAGUCCUCCGACGCUCUGCUCUGCGGUUCUGGGCAGCACCGUUCGCCCUGCACCGGCGUCCCCUCCCCGGCCCGCUAAGCCUGAGCGCGGCGUUUCCUUUUCUCCAAAUUGUAAUUAAAAGGGAAUAAUUAUUUCUCAGCGGUCUCGGUCCAAACAAACAGACUGACAGCUCUCUCCGUUCAGCACAGCCCCAGAGUUGAUAUCUCCCCGGCGGCUGCUUUUUUUUCUCUGCUGCUCUCUGAAGCUGCCACUUCUUGGUUUUAUUAUCUUUGUCUCCAGCCCUGGCCCUUCGUGCCGUUGCUGGCGCCGUUGGCAGUGGCCUUGCCCCCGCCAUCCCUCUGUUCCACGCUCAACUUUUCUCUCGCCACAUGAAAGUGGGCGCCCACAGAGACCCGACCACGUGGCCUGGACCGUACCUUUCGCUCCCAAACUUUCCUGACCUAAUUAGCGCCAAAUUAAAUCGGACAGGAUGCAUUCAUUAUUAAUUUCCCGGGCUGGGGGGUUGGGGUCUUGAAAUAGACAUUGGACAGAGAGAGAGGGAGAGAGGUUGAAUUCGAGGCUCUCUGGCUCUCUGUCUUGGACUUGAUUUGAAUGCAGCGCACAGCAUUAGCAAAGAAACACAAUGCGAGUUAAUCAACGCACUUUGCAUGCGGCUGUGUUCCUCUUUCUGUGUCUGCGUCUCUCUGCAGCUCUGGACGAGCCGCCUGCCAAAAAACUCUCUCUCAUCUCCACGUGAAGCUGCAUGUUCGGUUUCAUGUCAGCGCUCUCUUUCUGCUGCACCCAAAACUGGCUUUCAUGGACGGACGGCAUCCUUCAACAGCAAGGCCACCUUUCUCUCAGUCAUGUGAAAAUAUUUUAAUAAACCGACUUCUGUUUCAGAAGGAGUUCGUACAGUCAUGGUGGAUCCUCAGAUAUCCUCGUCUGAUAACAGAGAUCCACCCUGGAAGACUUAAGUCCAAUUAAAACCGCACCUGGAAUGGCUCAGAUCCGGAACGACAGCCAUUUUCACUGCCCGCCAAUUCCUACUGGAUCCGUUUGGGAGGCGAAUUUUGUGGUGGAUUGUGUCCUUCCAGAGGAGGAAAUCUACUUCUAGACUAAUCAGCAUCUCCUCAUCCAUGGUGUCAUCGGGGUGAAAUGACGUCUAAAAACCUUUCACUUGUUUUAUUUUGAAAAGAAGCCGGAUGUUUUAUUUUGUGUCUGUGCCCGACUUCCUUUCCAGCACGGGUUAAUCUGUGCUGAAUUUAUCCGCCAUGCUCCGGCGUCCAGAUAAAAAUAGAACUCUUGUGAUCAGCUGAGGAGUCCGGCGAUCCUCAGAGGAACGGAAAGAAGUCGGUGUAAAUCGACACGUUAACUUGAAUGGUUACGAUCAGCUACGAUCGGAGGAUACGACCUUUUGAAGGUGGAGAUUGAGGGUAAACCAAGAGAAAAAAAAACAAACAAAGUGCGUAAAGCUGCAGUUCCUCAAGUGUCCACUUGAGGCUGUACCAUUCGAGGCCAUUUUAACAGAGGUAAACAUCUUCACAGCCUGGUUCAAACACUGUUUUGGUCCUGUUUGCAUAUUUCUGUAGUCGAGUACAUGGAUGAUUUUUUUAUUAGUUUGUCUGCAGGAUAAAGUGACCCUAAAAUCUGGACCUUCUCCCGGUUCUGCAGCCGUUUUUAUCUUCUGAUGCAGACAUGCAGGUGGAGAACUUCUGAACUGACGUGACUCCACCUUUAGAGACAAACCCGACAGACUUUUGGAGCAGAGAGAUUUGAAGGGUCCUCAUAUUGACGCCCUGAAACAUCACCACAGUUAAACUGGAGAGCUGAUAUUCUGGUGGUGGUUCUUCACUUCUCCAGCCGUCAUCCCCCUGUACCCCCCAGUAUGAGCCGUGUGAGGCCUUUGAGUCCUGCUCUGGUUUCUGACAGCUCUGCAGACUCUGGCGAGCUGCAGGUCCUCCGUCUGAAGAUCAGUGGUGGGCUCGUGAAAACGCCCCCAGCAGCCACCUCCUGUGGUCGACGAGGAGAGAGCUGUUGA
This is a messenger RNA of Xyrichtys novacula (pearly razorfish), 46390 nucleotides long. The record is from the annotation of a GenBank genome assembly. Lineage: Eukaryota; Metazoa; Chordata; Actinopteri; Labriformes; Labridae.